Messenger RNA from Xyrichtys novacula (pearly razorfish), 45826 nucleotides. Lineage: Eukaryota; Metazoa; Chordata; Actinopteri; Labriformes; Labridae. The record is from the annotation of a GenBank genome assembly.
AGUAGACGACAUCUGACACCGGCGUAGGAGGCGUUAUCUGGGGUUUCUCCGUUUUUGAAGUGAAGCUGUUGACAACAAUCGGUCAACUUUGAGCUUAAAACAACUCGGUGCUCUUGGGAAGUUUUACCGGCUGUUUAACCGUAACGACAGGCUCUCCGUGACUCCCCUCCUCCUUUCCCCCGGUGCGGCUUGCUGCUGCGCGGUGACCGUUUCCAAUUUCCUCUUUGACAAACGGGAAGUUUUUUUCUCUGGCUGGAGUCAUAUGAUGUGACUGUAAAGAGGGACAACCACGCCUGCUAGAGAGACUUAUUCUGGACGGAAACAACCCCAAUAACGUGUCCAGCUUCACAAAGAGGAACACGCUGCUCUGCUAGGGGAAAGUUAGCCGAAGACGCUGAUUCUAACGUGGGAAGUGAAACUACGAGCACUGACAGCUUCUCGAGCUCUGUCAGUCGCUUAGCUAAUGUUAUAUGAUGUAAUAUAGCUAAUAUUGAGUCAAGUGAUGUAAUAAUAUUAGUGGCUACAGUGGCACUUAUCUUCUUAUGCUACUGUAGCAAUGCUGCGACAGUGUGGUCGCCACUUGAAGCCUCUAACUGUUAUUGUUGGGCUGAACUGAUCGACCUAAAUGCACCUCAACCCGUCAACUGGAGAGCAGCAUUUCAAGGACCAUGGUUAACCAAGAGGAAUUGGAAGAAAGAUUAAAGAAGCUGUUGGUGAGGUUGAAAAUCCCACAAGAAGACCGACAACUGGAGACACUGAUUCAGAUCAUCAAGGAUCUGCUUUUUCUGGCGCACACUGACAAUGGUAGGAAACAUAACCUUCCUGCAAAGGCUCAUCAUGCUGCCUUCUUAUAAACAGGCAUAUUUCCUCUGGGACAUGUUAACAUAAGAGCAGAGGUGAUUCAUGUCCGCAGAUCAUUUACUGGAAACUUAAGGUGCCUAUCUUUAGUUUAGGUGUGAACUUAUGAAACUUGCUCUGCAUCUUUUAUAUGCAGUUGUAGUUUCAUUGUGACUGGGCUGCAUAUACUGUAUAUUGUAUUUUCUAAUCUAGGAUGUAAGUUUGGUUAGUAGUGGUUCAAUGCUACAGAGCAAAUGCAGGUUUUGAAUACUUGUAAGAAAGCAUAAGAGCUCAUUGCAACAUUAGUUUGCUGUUUGUGCACAAGUAAAUGUUUUAUUAUAACUUGUUUUGAAGUCAUGAUAAAACAGUAAGCAGUUGCUAGACUCUCCUUUUAAGUCCAUCUUUAAUGUCCCUAGAAAAUGUCCAAUAAACUGCGUAUAGCUCAUCUUUCUCACUGACCAUGUAAUACCUCCAUACUGCACACACCUUCUUUAAUGUUUAACCAAUAUAGAUGAUUUUAAAUUCCUAUGAUGGAUAAAGAUAAGAUGCUACCAGAUACAGAUGAAUAUUGGUUACCGAGUGCACUACUCUUUAUUUAUUGGUGUGUUGAUGUGUGCUUGUUGUUGAUGCACGGAUCCAGUUUUUCAUCUCCGAUACCGAUACAGAUAUCUACAGUUUAGUAUCGGCCGAUACCGAUCCAAUUCCGAUACAGAAAAGUCCCACUGAAUUACCUUUUGUUUUAAUUUACCACUGCCCCUCAGAACGUUUACUGCGCAGGUGUUGCAAGUGGCAGUCAAGCUUGUAGGCAGAGGUAUUGUGAUAAAGUUCAAGAUAGCAGACCCCUUUGCUCGCUCCAUUUUGAAAACAAUGUGAGCAUCUGCUCAGCGUGUUUACUUGUGGAUGCCACUGGCAUAGAGUUAGACUGAAUAGAUCCGCCCCUAUGCAUCAGGCCCAUUGCCACAAUACCCGAUCUAGAACUAUCAAAUAUCAGAUCUGCAUCCCUAAUACACAUCACUAAAGAUAUGGUGAUGCCUUUACCAUACAAACUCGAUAACAGCUUAUGCACACCAACAGCAGUAUAAGGCUGUGUACUUUCUUUUAAAGCUAACUGGUUUCAUCCUGUCUUCUUAUAUGUUUUUCUUUUUAUACAGCAGCUGAACUGUUCAAGGACAAAGACGUCCAUGUGCCCCUCAUGGUGGUGUUGUCAUCCUACAUGAGCACCCUAAGAGUCCAGCAGGUACUGUAAGACAUCACAAAUAAUGUAGAAGAAAUGCUAACUUGAUGCAUCAAUCUGUGUUGUUGCUGAUGUUUGUACUGUCAAAGUCACCCACAUCUGCCAUGCCUAUGUCUGAUCUGGCAUGUGUAUGGCGUCCCAUGUCUGCUGUGUAUUUCAGCUUAUCAGGAGUGAGAGUGCAGCCUGACACAAAGUGAAAGUCAGAUUGUAAGAGUCAUGUUCAGCUAAGUCAUAACCACAGACUCAUUUAAGGAUCAGACAGGAUCUGAGAGUCAGUUUACAGGUAGUUUUGUGGUGUAUGAAUCACUCAGACACUCAAUUAUAGUGAUUUCAUGUUCAAAUUAUAUCUCAUUAGGACAGCAUCCAGAUCACAUACACACCCUGUACCACCUUGUUAUCUCUGAUAUAAUUAACCAUGGUUUAUUUAGUAAAGCAAGUAUCGAGAUAGAUAUCUCUGCAGUUGAAAGCUGCUGCCUUUAGUGACAGCUGAUGUCUUGAGCAUAUUCUUAUUUAUCAGUUUAUUUACUUACAAUGGUGAUGGUUUAUUUGCUGCUGAUAUAACAGGAUAGGCCUCAGUGUUGGUCAUGGAUGAAUCAGAAUCUGGGUUUAUUGCCAAGUCGAUUUUCACAUCAGAGGAAUUCCUUGUGCUGUUUUGCUGCAUAAGCGAAGCAAAGUAAUCAAACAGCAAUACUUGUACUAAGAAGAAACUUCACAAAAACAUACUAAACAACAAAAUAUAUUGCCAAUGCUGUACAUAAUUGCAAUGAAUGUAGAAUGCAGAGGAAUUUAAAAGAUAAGAGGGUGCAAAAAGAGAACAAGAGUGUGCAAGAAGAGACAAACAAAAUCUCUCUGUGUGAUAUCAGGCUCAGAAGAACAAUGAAAUCGAUCAGCAUCACUAUUGAAUCUGAUCAGAUAUUGUGCUACUUAACCUUGGGACUAUCUCUGAUGAAUAAUUACAAGCCAAAGCAGUGUUUUACACACGCAGUUCAGCUGUUCAACAAGUUCAAGCUUAGCAUCUAAGUGUUUGAUCUGCACUCAAUCUGUGCAAUAUCUAAUCCUCAUCAAUUGCAGUUAUUUUGAUUAUUAGUGCAGCUUGUUAACCUGACAUUCCCAGACCUAUCAGCCAUCAGAUCAUUUUUACAGUCAGGUGGGUCUAGAGUCACUGUUAUUCUAAACGGUUUCAGUAACCAUGUCAACCCCCUUAUUUAAAUAGGAAGCAGACUGUAUGGUUAGACUCUGGUGGAAACUUACCAGUUCUCAUAUCUGGCUGGAAUUUUGGUGGACGUGUUUUUACAAGUUUCUUUUAUAACACCAAAACAGAAAGUAUAUUUAACAGGAAGGACUUUGAAAUUCUGGCAGUUGUGGGGAUGUGAAGAAGGAAAUCACUGGCAUGAUUUCUGGGAAUACACCUGCAGUUUACAGCACUUUUUUAAAGAGAUGUAGAUUUUCAGGCAUCAACAUUUUGAUUUAUACUCAUAACAAAGCCAUUAAGAGAUGUUGGCUGCUCCCCUAGGAUCACAGCCAACACAUGAGAGGAUUGAUAUAGUAAAUCAUAUUUACACUGUGAAAACCUUUUGUCUACAUCUUCAGAUGGAUGUGUGCAAAAAAAAACUUCAGUCUUAGUUAAAUAUGUAAAACCUCCACAGACAGAGUUUUUUGGAAGUUACCAGUCAAGGGCUCUACAAUGCUGUCCUGUCUUAGCCAAUCUCGUUCACUUUUUGGUCUCAGUUUCUGCCUUAUAAAGUGACAAUGCUGGAGCGCUGCUUGAGUGUAUUUGUAAACAACCAAGAUGGCAGCCUCAUUUGCUUGAAGGUUCGUUGAAUCAGCUCUUUUAAACAAACUGGAUGUUAUAUUCUGGUGUAACUACCACACACACAGCCUUCAAGGUGUGUUUCUUUCCUCUGUAUGCUGUUUCCUCUUUUCUUGCAUCUAUCUUACUGUCCCUCUGCUUAUUUAUCCUUUGUUUGAGAAACUCUGAAGCUGGUCUUACGGGGAAAUUCUGAGAAAUGUUUUGAUUCUCAGAAUUUUCAGAGUUACGUCAAUGGGAAUGUUCUGUGUUAAUGUAAACAGGAUGCAAGCCUAAUGUGAUAAUGCUUCAUUAAUAGCUAGAUUAAACAAGAGGGUCUUAUGUUAUGAGGUCUUGGUCUUGGUGAACCUUGGUGCCUUAAAACAGAAAUACAGAUAAUCUAAUAUUUACCACAGCAUCUGUCCUGAUUGAAAUAACUGUCUCCUAAUCCUGUUUGUUUUUUCCUCUCAUCUGUCCAGGAUUUUGUAUUCUUAAAUUUUUACUGUUUGAUCAGCCAGUAAAUUCACACGUUACCAUGUUCCUCAUACAGGUAGGCUGGUCACUGCUGUGUCGGUUGAUUGAAAUAUGCCCGGGUACUCUGGAGGGGCUGACCAGACCUCUGCAGGCAGCCAAAGAGUGGGAGGUACUGGGAGUGCACCAGUAAGUGAAGACACUCUUAUAAGAUGCUGUACUGUGUAUCACUAUCAGUGCAGGUGUAGAUUUUCUUGUAUAUGUAAGCAGUCUUUGCAGAAGUGGAAAUUCCCAGUGACAGCAGUCUUAGUUUCUUUUUACAUCUGGUUUUUCUGAAGUGACUUGCCCUUUGUCUGCUCUCAGAGGUUUCAGAUCUGAAGUUCCACCGAUGUUAUUUUCAGUUCCUGGUCGUUGUACUGAAGCAGCCCUGCUCUGCUUUUGUACCACAUAAUGUCAUUUUUUACUUCUUAUCAGCCUUGUAGCUUUUUCAGUUCCACUCUACUGACAUCCAACAACUUCUUCAAAUCAAGUUAUUUUCCACUUCACUGUUUUUCUUCAGCCUUUUUUUCUCUCUUCUUCUUGCAUUAUACAAUUGUUCUCAAUUGUUCUCUGCAUCAUGUUUGGAAGUUUGAUUUUAAAAGUGCUGAAAGCACAACUUUGAAAGUCUGACUUGUGCCUGGAAUCCUGUUAUUUCCUCUUCUACUCUGGUUCAUGUCUUCCUGUGACGGUGUGUUCUCCAGGCAGCUCCUGCAGGCGCUCUUUCAGUACAGCGCCGACCGUAAAGUGGCCAUGGUUGGACUCAGAGCGCUGGCUCUCCUGCUCAGAGCAGGUAUAUGACUUCACUACACUCCAUCACACUCCUGCUACAUGUGAUUCCAGCAUGAGUGGAAAUAGUCUCCUUUUGUAAUUAUGUAGUGACGAAUGAAUCUAUGGUGGAAGUUUUUGUCUGUAUCUAAAAGCUGCUUCAAGGCCCUACAGUUUCCGGCUUUGAUUGAUGGUCCUGGUAGUGUGUAUUAUUUACCUAGUGUGCUCUGACCAAAAUGGAGUUCUCCUUUAAGACUUUUGGUUUUCUGUCUUUAAAGCUACCAUGAGGAACUUUCAAUCUGUGGUCAUUUUUGCGCCUCCUGUGGACAAGAGAGUCUCCUGCAUGCUUGAAUAGCAUCUUAAGACAAACCAAAAUCUCAUCCUCCUGACUUUUACUCGUCAAAUGUUUCAUUUAUUGUGAACAUUUAAGCUGAAAAACAUAAAAACAGGAUUCUUUAGCUCCUCUGCUGACACCUUCCUCCUUGCACUGGUUUUCAGUUAUGAAAAAUAUAAAUGUAUAAAAGUAACAGUCACUGUCUUGUCACUGAUGGUCUUGUUUGCUAGUAUAAAAAAGGGCAUCAAUAUGAAAUUUACUGGAUUUAAUAAAUGUCAUAAACUCCACACAAGAGCUUUAAGUGACACAUUUGUGAAAAAAAAAGAGAAAAUUCUGCGUCUUGGAUGUCCUAGGUAAAUGUCACUGUUGAUCUAAAAGAGUGAAUGCAUCACAUUGUCAGGCACCAGCACAGAAAGUUCCCAUUUCCUUCAAAAAAAGUUUUACUUAUACUUUUAUACUUUACUUAUCCCGAACUGUCUUUGAACUUUUUUAUUUAAAUCUAUUUUUCAUGUGUCACACUUUGUUUUUACUUCUUGAAUCAUCAGAUUUGAUCUGUUUUUAGGUGUCAGUUGAAAUUUGCUGUUUGCUUGGUGUUACAGACUUGAUUCCUCUGCUGGUGCUGGAGGAGGAUGAGGAUGUGUUUGGCCUGGUCGUGCAGGCCAUGAAGAAAUUUCCUACCAGUGAAGAGGUUCAGCUGCAAGGCUGUGCAGCUCUGCAGCUGCUUCUGGAGAGAGGUGAGCUCAGCACUAGCAUGUAGAGAAACAUAUAUUUCUGAUAUUUAUGUUGAUAAUCUUAGCCUGAUGCCAAGUCUGUCAUCUACCACAGAAAACAAAUCAUGGAUUAAUGAAGUAUAUCUGUAUCUGAUAUUGACAUCAGCGUACUAACCCGUAUACUUGCUUACAUGAGAAAGUUGUUGUGCUCACUGCAUGCUCAGAGCUGCGUGUCAUUUUUUUAGUUUUAUAACAACCACAUAACAGUCCAGUCAACAGAAGACAAACAAGGCCGUCAUGAGCGAGGUCCUCUUAAAUCACAUGUUCUCUUCAGCAGCUGUGUCUGUGUUUUUAGUGAGUGACGAGCAUCUCAUGGAGUUUGUGGAGAACCAGGAUCAUGUUGUGGUCCUGGCGGCCCUUCAGACUUUCCUGGACAGCCCAGAGCUGCUCCACCAGGCCAUGAAGGUGCUGCUCCCACUGGCUCGUCCUGGUAAGUCCUCAUUACAUGGAGUUAUCUUUGUGCGGGGAGGUGUUAGGAAUGUGUCUUUCCCUCUGCUAAUGUAAUACGUAAUGCAUUAAACCACAUGACUUUAUCGAUCAUCAUCAACUCAACACUUAUCAACCUUUUUCUUGCUUUAUUUCACGCUGUCUAUUUGCAGCCUCAGGCUGGCCCAUGACGUCACAGUCAUGUUUUAAAUCCGAUUAUACCUCCAGCUCGAGUAAACAUGUGUGGUGUUAUGCUGCUGUGUCAGAACAAAUGUUUGUUGUUAACAGUGGAGACUUGUAAAUGGUUAAAUAUUUGUGGAAACUCCCUGUGAGUGAUGACUGUAAGUGUUUACCAUUAAAAAAUGCAUAGCUAUAUCUAAAAGGAUUUGUUUGGACUUCAUGUGGACCGGCAAAUCCACGGAAGAGAAUUUCUGGUAGCCUGACUUCAUCAAUUUGCAAUUCAAAUGAACAGGAGGAUGGUGAGAAAGAAAGAAAAACAUGUCAUUGUCAUUUAAGAUCAGUUUGAAGCUGCACAGCUGGGACUAAGUGUUGUUUUUCUGCACAAAUGCACUUAACAAGAUUUUGUUGUGCUGCAUUUAUUGAGAGGACAGGACAGAGCAGGAAACUGGGAGGGUGGGUGGAGUUAAUUUCAGAGAUGCCUGAAAUGCUGAAUCAUGCAAGGGCAGCUCUCCGUCCGUACUGAAAGGUUGUCACACAACAGUCAUCUUGACCCAUAUUUUCACUUUGACACAAACCAAAAGCAGCUGAUGACACGCUGCACUCUUUUGAUUGUUGUGCUGAGAUUUUAGUCGCUGGGUUAGUUGAAGCUUGAAAAGGUCAAACUUUUUCUUCUGUGAGAUUAUCAUGGUCCUGGGCAGAUUACAGCAAACUCUCUUUUGUUGUUAAAACCCCUCUGUAACUUCUUGUCUGUCUUUUCUUUGUUUACAAUUUCUCUGUUUAAGUCUUGAAGGACGCAAAAGCUACUAUAUUGUCAAUUUAAGAUAUGUUGUGCAGUGCAGUAUUACCCUGAAGCAACACUGUAUAUAUCCCGGCAGUCAUGUCAGAGUUGAAAAUGAACUUAAAGGUUACUACAUGAGUGCAAAAAGCAGGUUUAGUCUGAAAGCUCAGCUGCUGAUCUAGGUGCUUUUGUUCUUCUCUUCCAGGCAGUAACGUGGAGGUGUUGAUGUCCGGAGGUGCUCGGUGCUACAGCCUGAUCAUGGCCGCCAUGGAUGCGUUUCCUAAGGUGGAGGAGCUGCAGGAGACGGCCUGCUGUUUGUUUAGGAAGUUAACAUCAGGUACGAACACAGGGUUAAAUGCUCAACAUUAUCUUAGGAGUGUUUAUUUAAUAAAGAUGUCAGUCUCAUUUUGUUUGUUCCUCUCUUCUUGGAAGCGAUUAAGUUUGAGAAAACACACGAGCAAACACUUUCAAAGACAGAAGAAUCGUGAAAAAGGUUUCUUACAGACUCACAACACUUGGAAAGUUGUGUUGUUGGAAAAUCAGCUGAUUUCUUUGCCCUAUUUUAAAUCUUUGGUCACAUGACGCACAUUUUGAAGGAUAACUAAGGAUCAGCCUUUUGCACUUUUGCUCAGUUUGAUGAGGAUGAUGUUAUUUUUUUCUGUCUGUUUGUUGUAGCAUGUUUAUCCUACAGGACCACCAUCUUUUAUUGUGUUUAAUUUCACUAUUCAUUAUAUGUUUUAUAUGUUUUUGUUACAUCAAUUUAGUGCAAAUGUCCCUUCAAGUUUAGAGGAUGAAAAAGGAACAAAUUACCGAAGAAUCACAGCCACCCAGUCGUAGUUUUCAACCUCGUCAAAGAUUUCUCUGAGUCUUUUGACUGAAGAAACAUGAUUUUACUUCUUAAUAUUAGCCCCUCUGUUCCAACUUUUUAAAAAUGUGUUGCAGGCAUCAAACUGAAAACCAAGAGGUCUCAAAUUCUCCUUCAAUAAGUAACCACUAAGUACCUCAUGUGUUUUCAGUCAGUGACGAUAACACUCAAUAAAUCACUGUAGCAGUAUUCGUACUGUAUUCACCCAGAUGAGCGAAUGCUUUUGCGAGUAGACAGAUUAAGAUUCAAGUGUCCUGUGGAGUCAUCUUGUUAAUCCAGGGUGUGUGUGUUUUGUCCUCUGUCUUUUAGAGAGCUACUUCAACAUCCUGGUCCUGAACGGUGUCCAGAGGGUCGCGGUCAGAGCCUGUCAGACUUUCCCAGACAACCCAAAGCUGCAAGCUGCUGCUCUCUCCUGCCUGGCUGACCUCAGUGAGGAUACACACUCUCUCUAUCGUACUAUAUUUAAGUCCUUUAUUUAUAUAACCACAGACGGAUUAGAGGAGGAGACAGCAGAACAAUGGCCUCACCUCAUAAUGGCAGAGUGCUAUAGAAGAUAAAUUAUCUGAGGGUAUAAAAACAGCCCAGUCUCUACUUGUUGGGACUGUGCUGAUUGAUUCCCUAAAGUUCUCUGUCAUGCAGCGCCAACUUGUGUUUUCCAGGUUUCUAAAUUUAAACAUCAGUACCCUCUGGCUAUUUCAAGUCCAGCUUGGUUGUGCAAGUGCCUGAAAGAACAGAAACAGAUUCAGUCAACCUUAAAAAAAAGGGCUCAGAAGACAUUAGAGAGUAGAGUUUCUUUUUCUGAUCGAAGACAAAGCUUUUCAUUUUGGGUGAGACCACAUUGAAAAAGUAUCGCUGCUUAGUCAUUUGCAUAGUGAGACUCUAAGUGUAUCAUGAGUCUGCAAAAGCCUACAUCUUUAAAAAAACACUGGUCACAGAGAGCUGUGGAUUCAGUGGUUUUCUUGAUGGGUGUCUUUAAAUCCAAGUACUCGCUGUUAAAGCUUUUUCUUUCUUACUUUCCAGGAACAGCUUAGUGCUUUCCAGGAUGACUGCUUUUUUUACAGCAAUGGUUCCCAAUCUACUCCCUCCUCUUGUAUUAUAGAAACUCAAGGCCCUGAAAGAAAAAAAUUAUGCAAUACCUAAACUUAAAUGUUUUUAGUGUGGAGAAAAAAGGAUUUUUAAAACAGUUUUAUCCAAACUCUCCAGUAAGUGUGUUCAAGAUUUCAGUUAAAAUGAGAAAACUUGAUUUUGACAACCUCAAGGCAGACAAAACCUUGCAGCCCCUGAGAUCUCUGGCGGCCGAAUUCGAAACACUUUCAUACAGCCGACGUACUGAAGCUCACUGCUGAUGUGUCACAGCCGUCAUUGUGUGCACAUAAUUUAUUCACCACUUUAACAGCUGUAAAUACUGACAGAGGUUUUCAAAUCGUUUCACUCUCUGUCAGUCCUGUGGUAUAUGUAUGAAGGGCUAAUUUAGGACGUUCCUGAAUUUGACUAAAGACUGUCAGGAGCUCAUGUGAGAAAACCUCAGUCUUUUCAGAUUUCGAUUUCCCCUCGUGUUUUGCUUUGACGACAGAACAGUAUCUUGACCUGUCUUUUAAACAGAAAACAGUUUGUCUGCAGCUCAUGACGUCUAUCCCAAAACACAAGCCUGAGGCCCAUUUAAACCAAACACAACUCCAGUUUCUGCUUCAAAGCAAAAGUAUAGUCAGUUUUUGGAACCAUGACGUUAUCUGCUGUUUGGAAAAUCAAGCUGAAAACGAGGUCAGUUACAGAGAUGAGUGGGUCUACAGUCAGCAUAAAAAGAGCUUCUGUCUGUCCGUGUGUUGAAAUGGUUUGGUUACAUGUUUUUAAAAUCUGAGUCCUCGUUAUUUAAAGGUCAUGUAUAUGAAUUCAGAUCGUGUCAUAAUCUCCUCUUUUUAGCUGCUACCAUCGUGCAGAACAAGGCGGUGGCCGCACAGGGUCCAGAAGAAGGCGAGGAGGAGGAGAACCGGGGUCGGGAGAAGGUGGAGGACAUGGGUCUGGGCUGGAUGGAGGCUUGCUGUAUGGCGCUGGAGCUUCACGCCGAGGAACCGGAUGUUCAGGUCAGUCCUCCGGCCUUUUUGAGCUUCUCAAAUAUUGAACAUUGAAUUAAUUCAAUAACCAGUCUUUGUGAACAUCCUGCACUGACACAGGAAGCUGCAAGUUGGGCCAUUCACAACCUGUUACUGCAUGGAGCUGGACUGAACCAGACAGAAGAGGAGCAGGAUGAGAGGUAGCAGCUCAGUACCACACGUAUACAUCCUGUUAUAAACCCUGAAAACAAAAGGCUGAAAUGUAAAGAUUCAGAUUUGAGCAGUCAGUCUUAUAAGGCAUCUACAUUUUUGCAUUCAAUUUCAAGAGGAAUUCGAAAUUGCUGCAUCAAAAUCCACUUUGGAUAUUGCUGGUUUGCUUUUAGGACUCCGGUUCACAGACAGUUGAUGGCGGCCAUGCUGGUCCACUCCUCCUCUCCCAGCGUGUUUGAAGCUGCUACCAGUGCUAUUGCCACACUCAUCACACACAAUGGUGAGUCCUGAAGUGAACACCAACUUGCUACAAGCAUCAUUGUGCGACAUAUUGAUAUAAAAACAAUGUAAAAAGGGUACGACAAAGAGUUUAACUGUGAAUUUGCAGAUCUACAGAUAAACUACAGAUAAACGAAAACCCAACUGGACGAGUUCAAAUACUUACUUAACGUUUGUGUCUGUGAACGUCUUCUUUGCUCCGCUUUUAGGGAAAAUGCGCUCCUUGCUGCUUUCCAGCGGCUUGCACGUCAACUUAGUCGAGAUGAUGAAGAGACAUUCGACUUCAGAGGAAGUUUCCAUCAGCGCCUGCAAACUGCUGAACCUGCUCUUCCAGGGAAGGUGAGGAAAAUAUCAACUUGUUUCAGACACUUGGCUAAGAAAAAACAGGCACAAUGAGCAUUAAGAAGAGGAAAAUUAAUUGUUAAAUGAUGUUUUCAGUGAUUUCCUUAUAUAAUCGUACGUUUAUUAACCUGUCUCUUUCUCUCCGUCUGCAGGACAGCCAGUCUGGAUGAGCUGAACAUGGCCAUGAGUCAAAUCCUCAGCACCAUGAAAGUCCACAACUUCCACCCUGAGGUUCAGCUGGAGGCUCUGCAGGCCAGUCUGGUCUUCCUCUGUCCAGGUAUACUGAUGUCCUGCUUCAGACCAUUGCUCUGUGCUGUCAGUUUAUUGUAGCUCCUUAAAUCGUUGUGUAUAUUCUGCUUCUCGUAAGAAAGUAUCCUGUUUUUUUUCUGUAAGUGAUGCAUCAAAGUUUGUUUUAUGUUAUAUAUUAUGGCUCCUUUAUAUAUUGUACUCCUCCUCUUAGCUCCACACUCCACAGUGUUCCUCUAAUUCAGUUAGUUACUGAGCAGCUGUGUCUGAUUGUACAUGUUAGCCUGCUUCUUUGUCCUCACUUGCUUCUUUGGUUUGUAUGAAUUCCUAGACAGGAGUUUGAGGGAGCACGGCGUCUCCGUCUCAGAUCCCGACAUGGCUGAUGUGUCGCUGAAGGUCCUGAAAAACCAGUGUGUGGUGGAAGGAGCUCACACUCUGUACCUGGAGGUUCUCAACAGGGUAAAACACACUUAAGUAUCUCUCAAAUACUCUGUUUGUCUUUCUGAAAAUGACAAAUGAUUCCAAGAAAAUCCACAAGAUGAGCGGUAAAUGCCGCCACUGUAAUUGGAUUUUGAUUUGAACAUAAAGAGACAUGGUGUACAAAUACUCAGUAAUUGUACAUAUUGUUCUCCUCAUGCAUUAUAGAUCAAACUUCAGUUCAUCUAUUCAUCACUUAAGUUUAACAGAACAUUGAACAUUAGAAGGGUGUAAUUACAUUUCUUAAAAGGACUUUCUGGUCAGUGUGUUGGUAUGAAUGAACAGCUAGCAUACAUUUUGUUCUUAUGUGCCUUUGUCUGUGCCUCAGGACAGCAUGUGAACAGAUGAUUCGUCAUGCUCACACACACGGCUCAUUACUGACAGCAUGUCUUUAUGUAGAGAUCUUUAAUUUGUUAUGAGUGAAGGGUGGUGGAACUCAUUCUUAAGUCGAUAGUGAUUUGAAAAUGUAUAAAUUGUUAAAAGUGGAAAGUUGGUCUUUACACAUUCUCUGAAAUAGCAAGUUUUUAUUGUCCUUUUUCGUCAUGUCAUGCUAGGACACCAACAGAGUAGUUUGGCAUGAUUUGCUGCGGAUAGAAAACUCCUUAUGUAUCUAAUACUGGCACUGAUCAAUCACCUCUUCUUGAAACAGUUUGUUUUGGCUGCUUCUCCACUCAUGUAAAGUUGGACGCGGUUUGUGAAUGUUAUUUUUUACACAGCUGUGUUUUUAUGAACACACUGAAAGUUAUACUUGUUAUACUAUACUGAAAGUUAUACUAUAUGUCUUCAGUGAAGGGACGAGUACAAACUAAACACAAUUCUCUGGUGCUUAGGUUUUUGGUAAAGGCUCAUUUAUGCUCAACGUUACUUACGGAUCCGGAUCCGGACGCGUACGCGCUUUACGUUCUUUCGUGCGUGUUUCUGCACGUAUCCUUUAAAUUUACGGAUACGGGCCAGAUGGUGCAGUACCACCGGAAACUGUGGGGGCAGUGUUGCUGUUGUCACUGCCCGAUACGCAUCUCUAGAAAGAAACGAAGAAGACAAUGGCGGGCUUUUUGAGAAUCGUCGUCAACUUUUCUCUUAUCGGUACUACAAGAGAAAAUAAGUCUCUGUCCUCCAACUGAGAGGCAUUUAGUGUCCUGACCAACCUCCGCCGCCGUUUCUUUCUCUUAUGCAAAAUAUACAUUAUCACUAUCUCCUCCACAGUCGCCAUGUUUGUUUUUGUUUGUUGUUGUCAGAAACUUUUGACUUCGGCCGACGCGAACAUUUUCAUACGGCAGCCAUAAAGGAGCCUCCAGAGUAAAACGCUGAAGUGCAAAGUGGAGGAAAAGCUGAAUGUUGAGACGGACUUUCAAGGCAGAGAAAAUGUUGAACAAGCUUUGAGGCGGGUGUUUCCUUGAAAGAGCCGAUUAGUCAUGUCAGCUGGGCAUGGUUUUUGAUAUUAACCUCAUAGAGCGUCAAAGUCUCUCACAAAGUUAUGAAAACGAGUCAUACAGACCGAUAUCUAUACGCCGAGGUUUAGAUCGGAAAUCCCUUUCGAUACAAGUUGAUGUAAAAGGAGGGGGUAGAGGGACUAACGAGUACAGUAUCGAGUUUUGUUUCAGGUUUUGUUUGUGUCUGUGUUCAGUUCAUCAGCAACUCCAUCAUCCAGAGGUGCGGCCUGAAGGUGCUCUCUGCUUUGGCUGACUGCACCGGUGCGGUGGACCUGCUCUGCCAGCAGGGGGCGAUAGACACGGUCCUGCAUACACUACUGAUGUUCCCAGAGCAACGAGGUACAGGAUAUUACUGUCAUUACCAGAAAUUACUACAUGAAAAAAGGGUCUUUGUGAUUACAGAAUUGGGUGUUGUAGAUAUUGAGAGAGCUCUAAAGGGAAAUGGAAAGCCAGAGUUUUCCGAAACAUGCCUGUCCCAUUAUCUGAAUAUGAUCAUUUCCUUUUCAAAAAUGACUCAUCUGGAUUUCCAGAGAUACACUACUGGGGUCUGACCCUGCUCAACUACCUUGUAUCCAAGAAGAAGCUGUCGAGGAUGAUUGUACCUGUUCUGGCGUCUGUUGUCGUGGCUUCACUCAGGCAGUACAGAGAAGACUCUGAGAUGCUCCUGAAGGUGAACUGAUGGAUAUAAUUAGCUUAUCUAAAAAUAAAUAAAAGUGUCUCUAGAAAAUGUUCAAGUUUUGUUUCCACUUCAUGUACUUCAAAUUUGUCUUAAUUCUUGGAGUUAAAACAAGUUGCCACACAGUCCUCUCUCGUCGUGUGCUCUGCAGGGUUUUCAGGUGUCUCUGAGGAUGCUCGACGCCUGUUCGGGAGCAGCUGCUGAACUGCAGAGAGAGGACUUGGACCGACUGAUCUUCCAGCACCUCAGAGAGGAGACUCCAGACCAGAGCACCAACCCAGUGAGUUGGAUUUAAAGAGCUUUCAUUUUUCCUCUCUGAAUCACUCUCAUCACACGUUGCGACCUGAAAACCUGACUUCAGGGGUCAGGCUUUCGAUGAACAGAUAAAGUCCUAAAAGUCUUACUUGGAAGGAUUUCCUGUCUCGAUCUUUAUCACAUCUUUCUUAUGAGCCGGGAGUCAAACACAGGCCAAACUGUACAUGUACAGACACUUGCACUACCACAGACAGUGCAGGACAUACCAGAGAUGGUUGAUUGCAUGAACUUCUGUAUGACUUGCUCUUUAGAAAAAGGAAAAGCCUUAAUAGAGAGACCAGAGACCUCCACUUUGAUGGAGUAAAUAGAUUCACAGAAACUUCACCCUCUUGAACUUUCUGUUUUAUCUCUCUAUCAGCUCCGUAAGUCGGUCUGCCUGGCUCUGUCCAAGAUGUGGUGUGACCCGGAGCUGCACUACAGCAUGCUGGAAAAGGCGUGCGAGGACGGGGACACCACGUUAGCCGAGUGUCUGAUCGAGCUGGGCGCAGACGUCAACAGGAAGACGAAAACAGAGUCUCUAAUCUACCAGGUCAGAGGUCACAAAGAAGAACACAGACAUGCAUUAAGGGGGAUAACCCAGGAAGUCGCUCGUUAAGUGAGGUCAUGAGGAGUUAGUUAAGGAAAGUUAUGCUUUCAUUCAUGUCAGAUAUGAACAGGAAGUUGUGAAUGGUGUGUGUUACCAGAAAGCAAGUUUCUGGCCUCAGAUUUGCCUCUUUGUUUGUAGACUAGAUGGAAGUUAUUUGGAGUAAUCAUGUCUGUUUCAUAAAAAGUACAAGUCCAUAAUUUAAUACCAGUCUUGGCUUCUCUAGGUGUGCGAGAGAGGUGGACCCCUCGAGCUUGUGGAGCUCCUGCUCAGCCGUGGCGCCCAUGAGCAGUACCUCCGCAGGGCUCUAGCUGUCAGUGUAAAGCGGGGCGAUGGACCAACGGUCAUCCAGCUGCUGGGCCGCUUGGGUCUGGACCUCAACAACAGCGCCCUCUGCCUCGGAGGCUUCAGGCUGGGCCGCCUGGACUCCUCUUGGCUUAGCCCCCUGCUGGCAGAAAGGGGCAGAGCGUUUAGUCUCCGUUACAACAACAGUGAGGAUAUAACCGUCACUUCUACCGUACUUUUUCGAACAGUUGAUUGGUUGUUCUAAACUCUCUCUUCUGUCUUUCAGGUAAAGGUAUGAGUUUAGCGAGGUACAUUCUGUCUCUGCAGAAGUCCAAGAGUAGCAGUGGACCUUUCAGAUCUCUGGCCGACCCGUGUCUGACCUCAGGCUACAUCUCUGAGGAGAGCGACGACUCAAACUUCAGCUUCGUCUCCACAGAAGACAGCCUGUUUUUCAACGACGACAUGGAGAGUGACGGUAAAGUUUCACUUUGAUAAUUUACCCACUUUUGGGUACAAAACCUGUAAAACUGUUUCUUAUCAAUCUACGUGUGUGUUUUUUCCUCCUUCUUUUAUUUUAGGGAGUGAUUCACUGUCGGGGGUUCUGUCUCCAAAGCCUCAUAACAAAUCAGCAGAGGAGUUGACUGGAGGGUCUUUCAAAAGGAAACAUGUGCGUCGUCGACACGCCAGUGCAGAGGUAACACUACCAACACUGCAGCCGGGAUUCACUCUGAAUGAAUAGCAGCCUCUGAUAGCAUCCUCAUCCCAAGGUCUAAUUCACACCUGGGUACCUCGGACAGAGUUCUGCAGCUCUGUGCAGUCUACUCCACUUUUGCCUCUUAUGUGACUGAGAUGAGCUCAAAGUGUCUCCACUCCCUGCUCCACAGAUCUGUGCUGUGCCCUCUCAUCCUGACGACACUAGAUAAUAUGAUUAUUAGCAGACAUGCACGUCCCCGAUUGUUUUCACCUCUCAUUGUUAUUAUUUUGUUUUUUCUUCCAUUUCCAGAGCGGACUAACUGAGACGGAGCACAGCGAGCCUGCACAGCGCAGGAACGGAAAGAUAGGCUCAGUCCAGAAAGGUACAUCUCUACCGAACUCCACAGUUUUUGAGGGACUUUUAUAUGGAGGCAUCAGUAUUGAGUCUAGUCUCUCUAGUCUAAAAAUGUCCUCACCAGAUCUUCUGUUUGCAAGAAACUCUUUUAAAAGUCUCCUGUUGUUGCAGUGUUUUCAUUUUAUUGUGCAUCAUUCAUCGGAGUUGAAAUAAAAUUUGUUUUAGCUUAAAUGCAAUUUAUCCCAAAUGAACUCUUUUCACUAAACACAGUUUUUCUAAUUAGAUGAUUGAAUCUUGUGUGGCCUCCUCAGUGCUCGGAUCUGCUGAGAACUCUGCUGCUCUGCCUAAAGAGAAGGAGAGGAUCCGCCUGCUGGACUUGUCCGGUAAUGAGCUGGACUCUCUGUCCUGUCUGAUGGAUGACGGCUUCGUGCAGCAGCAGCUGUGUCAUCUCCACCGUCUGGACCUGAGCCACAACAACCUGCUGGAGUUUCCCUCAGCUCUUUGCCAGGUAAUGUAUCAGAUCUGUGCUUGAAUAUCGAACACCUAAAGGACGCUGAACUCUAAGGUUUGCUUUUUAAAUUUUUUUUACAGAGUCUAAAGAGUCUGACUCGACUGGACCUGCAGGGGAACCAGCUGCGGUCGCUGCCAGUAGAGCUGCUGUCUCUCCUCUCGCUGAACACGCUGAACGUCUCUCGUAACUGCGUGGGUCCCGUCCUCACCUUUGACCCUUCUGUCACCUGCCCAUCCCUGCGUCAGCUCAAUCUGUCCUUCAACAAAAUCACAGCGUUCCCUCAUGACCUGGGUCGGGCUGUGGAGAACUUGGAGGAGCUGUUCUUGGAAGGGUAGACUUUUUUUUAUGAUGACAAUUUCCAAGAAUGAAUCCACGAGUAAAACUGACGUACACAUCCUUCUUUUAAGUCAUCAUCUUAUUUUUUUUUUUCUAUUAAAACACCAAAAAUAGAAUAUUUCUCCGGAUUUUUGAUUUUCAGAUACAAAGAAACAUUGGAAAGUUAUAUAAUCCUGUAAAUCAAGUUAAGCAGAUAACCCAGUGAUUUAAGGGGUCAUUUCAUGUCAUGUGUGUGCUGGGUUUGAAAUUCUAGCUUUAACUACCGUAUCAGUGAAACAAUGUCAUUAAACUGUUGGCUGAAGUCAGUCUUCAUCCUUUUCGUAGAAAACGACUUUCAAAACAAACAUCAGCUGUUUUGUUGAAUAGCUGUGACCAAUGAGUUUACUAAAAAGCUGCACAGUCCUCUUAAACUUCUAUUCAUUUAAUUUAAUGAAGACAUGUUUCAUUAAAUGUCUGUCAUGGGAAACAUUCAAAGGAUUUUUUUUAAGCAGCUGUAAUACUUUAUGAAAAAAACUACAGACGUGAUCAUCUGAUUUCAGAUUCAGCUUUUUAAAAGUUGUGUUAGUGAUGAGUAAAGCUGAGGGUAACACUCAUGGUGUAUGAUAAUAUUAAGAAAGGACAAAUAUCAGGUUUGUCAGGUAUUCAGCUGUUUUUUCAGUGAUGCAUCUUGUGAUCUCUCAAGCUCUCACACUGUUAUGGUGCAGAAAGGAUGUAAACCCUUCAUUCAGUUUGUUUGGAUCCUGACGGUUUAUGUCCUCAUGUCUUCUCAGAUGUUUUCAAUAUGAUACUUUACUCAGUGGCUGACCCAUUUUCUCUCAUACAUGGGUCUCUGCAGUCUGACAGCGUCUUCAUCACGGGAGGAUAUUUAGUAUUCGUUACUGUGUGCAAAGAAAUGAAUCAAAAUAAGAGAGAAAUGGACAUUUAUGUGCAAAUUGCACCUCAACAGGUUUGUAAAUAGAACCACUCAACAGUGACGCUGAAGCAUCUGCAAAGUCCUGUUACAAAACAAAAGCAAAUCAUGUGAUUCAAAAGAAGUCAACAAGCAGGAAGAGAAGACAAAGACAAUUUUAUUCCUUUUCACACAGUUGGACUCGUCACUUGAAUGUGCUGAAUAAGUGAAACCAAUUCACGCAAUUUUCCACAUCAAAUAGAGAAAAUAAAUCAAGGUCAUUUUCUGCUUGUCGAUAUAAUUGAAGACAGCGACUAUCUUUCCUCUUGUUUUCAGUAACACAAUAACUGAGCUGUGCACGCCUCUGUGUCUGACCGAGAUCAAGCUGGUGGAUGUGAGCAAGAACAGCGUGGAGAAUAUUUCUACAGACUUUCUGACAGGCUGCCCCAAACUGGAAACUUUCAACGCUUCCAUGAACAAAGUCUGUGAGUACUUUACCCUCUGAGUGACGAUGCAUUUAUAUUAUCGUGUUAUACUCUGUGAAAUAAGUUUGCAGCAUGUGACAGAAAAUAAAAAUGUGACUUACUCACUUAUGUAAAACUUAAUUUCCUUUUUACUGCAUUUGUGACCCUAAAAAUCACAUUAGAAUCAGAGUGUAAAGCUGUGAAAUUGACAUUGAAACAACUCACUCUAAAACGAGACAUGAGGCCUUCAGCUUGUGUUAAAGUUGUCAGAAAUGUCAAAGUGUGGCGUUUAAGCUCCUGUGAGAAGGUUUUUUUGGGAUCAUGAAACGUACAGAAAUUAGUCUUAAUACAUCUUUAUUAGGGCUGUAAUCAAACAAAGAAAUUCUUGGUCGACUAAAACCCUGAAAUUUUCAACCAAUAAUCGACUCUGACUGCAAACCCGGUGUGGGACAUUGACUCGGAAAAAUUGAGUCGACCAAUCAGAAUUUAGGCCGGUACGUGCUGAGUCGAUCAAAAAUCUGAUCCGUCAACUCAAUAAGUUGACCGGUUGACUAGGACUUUACAGCCCUUUGUAAGCCCUAAUCUUUGUGACUUACAAAAGCAAAAAUGAGUGCAUUUUCUAUAUUGUCUCUAUUAUUGUUAUUCUGUAAGACCUAAAACUUGUGCAGAGGGGGGUCGGUAUCAGCCAAGCAGCGUAAGAAACAGCCUCUUUUCUACACUGUUCAUCCUAAAACUAUGACAAUCACAAUGAAUGAAACAUCUCAUGGACAGAUUUCAGCAACUUGUGGUUGUCACUUGUAGAGAGCUGUUUUGUCCACAGGGGGUGCCAGAAUUCACACAACGCAAAAGUUGCUCACAGGAGCUUUAAAGUUCAGCAGUUUGAAUGUAAGACUCGAGUUAUUCAGGGUUGAGUUUUUUCAUUUUCAGGUUCUCUGUCCAGUCUCCCCUCCAAGAUCACAGCGCUGAAACUAGCAAACAACUGCUUCUCUCUGGUUCCUGAGGCCAUACUGAAUCUUCCAAAGUCAGUUUCACGCUCUUGGUUGUCCUCUUUCUCCGCCUGUUGUUUCUUUACUUAGUUACUCAUUGAUUUUUUUUUACUCCAGCUUGCGGUCAGUUGACAUGAGAACCAACCAAAUCGCUGCUCUGCCCGGUCCUGGUUCCUGGGAGUCCGGCAACCUCAGAGAGCUGAUGUUCAGUCAGAACUGUAUCACAGCUCUGGAUCUGGGUGGACCCAUCUACAAGUGGGCCAGACUGGAGAAGCUUCACCUUAGUGACAAUAAGCUCACAGAGGUACAGAGAGGAGACCUUAGCAAAAAUACUUUUCUUAUGCCAUUAUGAAUCCUUGAGUGAUCGUACCGCCUCUGUUCAGAUCCCCCCACAGAUCGGCCUGCUGGAGGGUCUGACCUCCCUGGAUGUGAGUCGUAACGAUAACCUGCGGUCCUUCCCUGAUGAGAUGGGGAAACUCAGCCGACUGUGGGAUCUGCCGCUGGACGGGCUCCGACUCCAACUGGACCUCAAACUCAUCGGCAACAAGACAAAAGACAUAGUCAGGUCAGGAUCAGGUUUGGUGUGAUAUCCACUCUUUGAUUUAUUCUCCUGAUCAUGACGCGUGUUUUUCCCUCCACCGUCUCCUCUCAGGUUCCUGCAGCAGCGUCUAAAGAAGGCGGUGCCGUACAACAGGAUGAAGCUCAUCGUAGUGGGGAACGUAGGCAGUGGGAAAACCACUCUGAUUCAUCAGCUGAUGAAGCUGAAACGCUCGCAGGUGAACCCCAAGGUGACUGCUGUCGGCAUUGACGUUCGGGACUGGACCAUCAGGGAGCGGGACAAGAGGAUGGUGCUGAACGUCUGGGACUUUUCAGGUCUGGGUCUUGUUGACAUGGAUAAAAAGAAAAACUCUGCACACACCACAACGUUUUCAGAAAGUUUUCGUUUACACUUAACCGUGUAUAUAUGCCGUCAAGAGCAUGCCAAACCUGUAGGUGGCGGUGCAGUGAGAAGCUCAAGCCCAUGUUCGCCAUUCAGAAUCCUGCAUAGCAGCAACAACAUCUCUUCCUUCUCUUUGGCGCACAAUCUGCCAUCGGCUACCCAAAUCUCUGUUUUUCUCUGUUUACAUGCAAAUGUGCAAAUGGAGUUUUCCGAAAUCUCCACCCUGGCUGGAGUUUUUAAAAAGCAUCGUUUUCAGGGGCGAAUUCUCUGUUUGCGUCUAAACGAUGGUUAGUGCCUGUAAAAAUAACCAGGUACAUAUAAACAGGGCCUGAUCCUUAAGAACAAGCACAGAGAUGGUUUUAGUGUUCCCCUUAUUGGUUAAAUCAGUCAGUGGGCCAGAUGGGAGUACAACAUUUCACCACUAGAUGUCAGUCUUGACUCAAAUGCAGCUCCAGAUGUGAAUCGUUCUGCCAGAAUGUUUAUAAACCAGAAAAAUGGAAAUAAAUCCUGUGUUAUUGUGUAAAUAGUAAAUGUAAUAAAAGCCAGAUUCAGUUAUGUGACAUUGGAUUAUUUAGGUCCAAAGUGUCGGUGUUAAACUAGGAGCAGUACAAAAAAAAAGAGUUGAUUACAUCAAGUCACUUCAGUUCUCAGGUUUUGUAAAGCUCUGAUCGUCUCAUGCAGAACAAACCGUCCAGACUGUUCAGGGACGAGUCUGCUCACCGUCCCAGGAGUCAGGACCAGACAGGAGAUGUUUUUUAUGCUUCAAAUAUCUGGAACAAACUCCCAGAAAACACCAGGUCCACCGAAACUCUCAGUUCUUUUAAAUCCGUGCCUAAGAUUUGCUCAUUUUCUUUCCUUGCCUUCUCACAGAUUAAAGAGAUAUCUGAUCUGGAUGUAGUUUCACACCCUGUUUGUUUUUUUUAAUCUCACAGGUGAGGAGGAGUUCAGCGGCUCUCACCCUCACUUCCUAACGUCCAGAGCUCUGUACCUGGUGGUUUACAACCUCAGCAAAGGAGCCAGUCAGGUGGACGCCCUCAAACCCUGGCUCUUCAACAUCAAAGUGAGUCACUAUAAACCAUCAGUUCACCUGGUUCCAGGAUCAAGUUUGAAAAAGUUUUAGUGAUAAGAACCUUUUCUUGAUUAAAGUUGAUCGUCUUGGUGUUUAUCUUCAGGCUGUAGCUCCUUUGUCUCCGGUCAUCCUGGUGGGAACCCACACAGACGUGAGCGACGAACUUCAGCUUCAGUCCUGCCUCACCAAGAUCAGAGAGGAGCUGCUGAACCACCAGGGCUUCCCCGCCAUCAGAGACUACCGCAUCGUGUCUGCCUGCGAGGACUCGGACUCUCUGACCAAGCUCCGCAAAGCCAUCGUCAGAGAAGUCGAGAACUUUAAAGUAAAGGACGUUUAAAGCAGACUGAGCUUUUAUUUUCUCUGUCCCCUCCUCUCAUCCAUCCUCACCUUCUCCGCUUUCACAGAUCCAGGGUCAGCCCGUCAUGGGGCAGCUGAUUCCAGACAGCUACGUGGAGCUGGAGCGCCGUAUUCUAGUUGAGAGAGUCAGGGUUCCUCCAGAGUUCCCGGUUCUCAGGCACCAUGAGCUGCUGCAGCUCAUCCAGGAGAGUCAGCUGCAGCUGGACGACGCUGAGCUGCCGCACGCCGUUCACUUCCUCAGUGAAGCUGGUCAGUCGGCUACAAAUUCAAGAUCACUCGGGCUGUUCAAAAACUACACAGAUGACUUUGAGAGAGUCCCGAGUCACAGCUUUGUUGAAUUAGUCUGCGGUUCAUGAUACUCUGAUAUAAAUCCGUGCAGGUCACAUGACAUAUCCCGGAUUGUUUUAACGUUUGUCUCUCCAUGUCUGCAGGCGUUUUACUGCACUUUGACGAUCCUGCACUUCAGCUGGACGACCUCUACUUCAUCAACCCACAGUGGCUGUGCAACAUCAUCUCUCAGGUGCAGCAUCAUCUGCACAUUUAAAAAACAAUCACAAAAGCUUUGCCUGAAAUAAAGUGAGCAGAUAAACUCUGGUGGACGGAAGCUGAAAAACAGAUCGGAUAUUUUAGAUAGGGGUUUCCCGAUACGAUAUUGAUACCGGAUAUCAGUCUGAUGGCAGCAAAAAAACAAAUAUUAGAUUAUAUCAGUCUGCAUCUAAAAUGUCCGAUACAAGCAGCCCAUUCCAGACUCCGCUCCAGCACCUCUAUCUAGCAGCACUUGGAUCCAGCAAGCUGAGCCCACAAAAUGACAACAACAGUGUGUACUUAGGUUCUAACAAAGUAGUCAGUAAUGAAGGCUAUGAUAUUGGUAUCGUAUCGGAAGUCAAUAAUUGUAUCGGGACACCCCAAAUUUUAGGAAUGAUGUUGGCGUGAAAACCACCUUAUUUAUCUCGCACUGACGCAGUUUUUGUCUGAUCUCUGUUUAGAAACUGACUUUGAGGAGCUGUGGCUUCAGGGAACAUCCCAAAGGAGUAGUUCAGCACUCAGUGGUGGAAAAGUUUCUGUCUGAGACCAAAUGUUUCCCCAAAAGCCACCUGACGCACUUCUUCAAACUGCUGGAGAAGUUUCAGAUCGCUCUGCCCUUCGGUGAGGACCAGCUGUUGGUGCCCAGCAGGUAUGUUUGAAAGCUGCAGGUAUGAAGGUGCUCACCAGGACAGAAUAGAUAAACACCAACAUUAAACUUGUCAUCUUUCUUUGACAGUUUGCCACAACACAGGCCAAUGAUCGAUUUGCCUCACUGUGAGAACUCUGAGGUGAUCGUGCGUCUCUAUGAGAUGCCGUACUUCCCCAUGGAUUACUGGUCCCGUCAGAUCACCCGCCUGCUGGAGUUUUCUUCUUAUUUGCUCGGUGGAAGAGGUGAGGAUAAAGGUCCUGCGUUUCAGCAGAUAUGAAGCCAGAGACAAAACUCAGUGAUUUCAAACAUGAACGAUUCGAUCCAUUUGUCUAGAAAAAGUGUUACGUCCAAACCGGAUCUACUGGAGGAGAGGCGUGUACCUGAGCUGGUCCCCUGAGGCCUACUGUCUGGUGGAGGCGGCUUCAGAGGAAGACAGCCCCUCCAGCUUCGUCAGGAUAACUGUGCCCUGUUCACGCAAAGGUGCAGCUGCUUCAGACUUUCUUAUUCAACCGUCAAAUUUUCACCCUCGUUGCAAAAUUUUAGAGGUUUUUUUUUUGUUAGUUUAGUCAUCUUUGAAUCUGAAUGUAAACAUUCGAUUGUGAACUGUCGUCUCUGGUUCCUUCAGGCCGGGUGCUGCUGGGUCAGGUUGUGGAUCACAUCGACUCCCUCCUGGAGGAGUGGUUUCCUGGCCUGCUGAACACGGACAUGCACGGUAACGGCGAGGCUCUGCUGAAGAGGUGGGCUCUGUACAGCUUCGAGGACGGGCGGGAGUGGAGCAAGAUCCUGCUGGAGGACCUCUUUGCGUACUUUGACAAUGGCUAGUGCUUUAAAAACCAUUAAAACAACAUGAUUCUCAAUCUUUCCCUGCUCCUUUUCCAUCCUUUAAAAAUUCCCCUUCAUUUCUGCACAUGAUGACAUUUUCGAACAUCUUUUAGCACGAUGAUGAUGAUGAGGAUUAUGUUCUGUGUUACAGAUUUCCUCCUUCCUAGCCCAGUGGAUCCACGCUGCACUCUUCCCAUCUCACAGAUCGCUCCUGACUUGGUGCUGAGUGACCAGCCUGCCGGGACAAUCCUGGACAGUGAAGAGCUGCAUGUGGACGGGUCUAAAGAGAACCGACUGGGUACCUUUUUCUCUUUGCCUAAAAACUGGGAUUAUGAUCUAGAUUGUUUCCUCUUCUGUUUGACUUAGUUCUAUGACUUUACUCUCUUUUCCAGCUUUCUUGGAAAUAUUUAUCUGAACAUGCUUGUGUCAUUUCAUGUCGUUAUUCACAGGAGAUGGCGGCUUUGGGACUGUCUACCGAGGUCUCUACAAAAAUGAGGAAGUUGCUGUGAAAAUAUUCAACAAGCACGCAUCUGAGCUUUACAUCUCCAGACUCCUCAGACAGGUACUUUUGAAAAACAAAAACCACUCUGAGCGAUCAUUUCCACCGCGUUUCCACAGUUGUGUUCAGCCGCCAUCUCUGACUUUUUUUCUCUGCAGGAGUUGACUGUGUUGGGUCGUCUCCGUCAUCCCAGCCUGGUGGGUCUUCUUGCAGCCGGUUCAGCUCCUCAGGUUCUGGUGAUGGAGCUGGCUCUGAGAGGCUCACUGGACUCCCUGUUUGAACACGAGAACAGCAGCCUCAACCAAAAGCUGCAGCACAGAAUCGCCCUGCAGGUGGCUGACGGACUCAGGUAGAGAGUACUAAAUGAAACCGUUAAACUCCGUAUUACUUAAUAAUUGCAACUGAACCCACAUUUGAAAGUGAGUCUCAGUUUAGACCGACUGUAUGUGAAUUUUACUGUCAAAUAUUUUUGGUCCUUAUUGUUAAAUCUGUGAAAUCAGGUACCUCCACUCGGUCAUGAUCAUCUACCGGGAUCUCAAGCCCCACAACGUGCUUCUUUUCAACCUGAAGACCGACUCUGAGAUAAUCGCCAAGAUCACGGAUUACGGCAUCGCUCAGUACUGCUGCAGCAUGGGAGUGAGGAGCUCAGAGGGCACGCCAGGUUAGACCACACACCUCUGCAAAAUCUCUUAAAAUCGCUAAUAUCAAUGUUUUUCACAGUCUGAUUCAUCAAUAAAGUGUGAAGUGUUUUAAAAGUUGAUGGCUGUGUUUUUAUCUGGCAGGUUUCAGAGCUCCUGAGGUAGCUCGAGGUAAUGUGAUCUAUAACCAGCAGGCGGAUGUGUUCUCAUUUGGCCUGCUGCUCUACGACCUGAUGACCUGCGGUGAACGGAUCUGUGACGGCAUGAAGUUCCCCAGUGAGUUUGACGAGAUCGCAGUGCAAGGAAAACUGCCAGGUAAGGAGUCUAUUAAAAUCCACGUAUCAUAUUUGAUUUUCAAAAUAAAACCAAAAAAAGUAAUUAUUUUCUAAAUACUCGGCUCUUAAAAUAAAAUUAAAAAAAGAUAACGGCUCAUUUUCCGAUUUCCGUUUUCUUAAGCUCAAAUGAAAAGGGGAUAAAUGGAUAACAACAGUUUUAUCUGAUUCGGACUUCUUCAUCUGUAGAAAGUUUCAUGACCCGGAAAAGAACCUUUGGCGUCAUUUUUUUGUCUUUAUCAGGUAAACUUCAUGAAUAGAAUGAAUGUUUUGUCUUUUCCGCGCACACAGAUCCAGUGAAAAUGUACGGUUGCUCACCGUGGCCGGGCUUCCAGGCCCUGAUGAAGGACUGUUUAAAGGAGAGUCCUCAGAGCAGACCAACAUCCGCUCAGGUGAGAGAACUGGUGUUUCAUUUAUACAGAGAGAAGCAAAGAAACGCCGUGUACCGCACAGCUGACGGGUUUGUGUCCUCUGUGAUGGCUGCAGGUGUUUGACAGGCUGAACUCCGGGGAGAUGUUGUGCCUGAUGAGGGAGCUGGUGGUUCCUCAAGCGUUUAAUGCCGAGUGCUUCACAGUGAGCGCUGACAGCAGUGACGGCUCCUCCAGCAGCCACAGAGUCUGGCUGGGUGGAGGCAGCAGCGCCCAGAAACUGGGCUCUGUCACAGCUGUGGACCUGGACACUAACAGAACCACCACACAGGUACCAGCAGGACAAUCAGAACUUUCGCAGGUUUUUGGUUGGACAAGUUUGGUUGGAUUUCACUUUACAUCCUGAUAGAUUUGCUUUCAAUAUUGUGCUGAAUCUUUACGAGGUUGUUGUCCCGCUCCUACAGGAGAUUGACAGCAGUCCAGUCUUGUGUCUUGUGACUGUCCAAAUCCCAAAUGAAGCCAGUGAUUGGCUGGUAGCGGGCACCCAGUCUGGCUCCUUAGUGGUCAUGAGCACCCAGGACAAACCCACUUGGCACCACCUGCAGAGAGUCACAGAUGCUGUCACCUCGCUGUACUUCCAUGUGCACCCACGCCGCAAGUAAGUGUCUGUAAAUCAAAACUUAAAGGAGACCUCUUACUUCAGGGUACAGUCAUUUUCAGCCUGUAAGGUUUCAGGGGGGUCUGUCUUCACCUCCUUAGUGCUGUAUUUGAAAAUCCUCUGUGGAUGGGGUUGUUAGAGGAUCAUGUAAAUCCAAGGUCAUCCUGUGGGGAUUAUGAAUACCUGAGGAAUCUGGCCAGAGAUUUGGAUAAGCCAUCUGUCUUGACUGACGUUAGCAUCUUAUCAUAGUUAAGCUGUCGGUAUCACAAGUUAGUCAUAAUUCAGUCUGGAACAUCGACGUCUGUUAAACAGAAAGCACCCUGUAUCUGCAUUUUCCUUGAAGAGAAUAUAAUCUCUGCAUUUUCCUUCAGAUUAAUCAGAUUAUUGAUGGCUGUGGGUGUCUUCUUGUGAAGUAAAACCAAACAUCUGUGUUUGUUUUUCAUAUUAGUGCGAAACAAUGAUAAUGGACUGGCCCCUAACCUUUUAUUUUUUAAAUUUAAUGCUUAAAGUUUGAAAUGAGAAGUCCAUGUAACUCACUUUUUUAACCAGUUUGAUGUUUAGAUUAUUUAAACUGUCCGAUGAAGCUCAUUGCAUAUUAAAUCCUACAUGUGUGAAGAUGUUGGGUACGCUACUCACUCACACCUCCCCCAUGAAUUUGUUUCUCCUUUACUUAUUUGUAGAGAUGCAUAGAAAGUGAAAGUAAGAUAAACUGACUUUCCAAAAAUAACUGAGUCCAAAUCCUUCCUCUGAGCUUGUGCUUCUUAUCAUGUAACUGAACAUUUGUGCUUCCAUAUUGGAUUUUAAUCAGUGAGGAAACAUACAAUCGACUGAAAAUGACACAUCCUUCAAAAUUAAAGCAUGUUGUACAGCAAAGAGGUACUUAAUGGGAUAUUCCGACGUAAAUAUGAGUUAUGGUCAAACACACCGUAACACUGAGUCAGACACCCCCUAACUCAGGGGGGUUAGGGGUGUAGCUGAAGUUGGUAUAACCAGAGAAGCAAGCGGUCGGCAACAUUCAUCUCUCGAGAGGGUUUCUAACUCUGUGUUAUGGUGUGUUUGGCCAUAACUUAAAUUUACGCUGGAAUAUUCCUUUUAAAUGCAAGAUAGAAAAUAAAUUUCAAAAUAAAAGCUCAGCAAACAAUCGUCUGAGGAAAACUCUUCCUCUAAAAAGUCUCAGACACUGAGCUGGUAAGAUGUAAAUAUACAUUUAUCAUGAUAAUAUUGUUAUCAGAGUGUAUUAUGCCCAUGACAAUCAUGAGGUAAAAAUCUAAUAUCAUGACAGCACCAGUUCAGAUGCUGUUCAAACAGAGCUGUUCCUCAGGUUCUCAUGAAUUUGCGGCUCAGGCUUACAUGGUUUGGAUUCUUGGACCAAUAAAGAAAAAAUGUAAAAGGAUCAGAGAGUGGAAUCAGUUAAUUAGUGUGCCAGAAAACAGGAUUAAUCAGAUUGAUUAUGGAGACAGUUUCAUAGUUUCUAAACAAGAUCAACUUUGUCAAAACUUUUGAUGUUUUCAUUUCUUUCAGCCAAAGGAAGAAUUACUUAUUAGUCGGGACAGCUGAUGGAGUUCUGACUGUUUACGAAGACUCUGUUCUCAAGGUAAAUAUAAAAUAUUGAACAAAAGUUCAAAAUUUGGGCUCUUUAAUUUGAUCUUUUUUUACACUGUAAAAGUACAGUUUGGUAUCCACAGUGUAUUCUUCCCUUCUCUCAGCAGAAGAAUGGACAGCCAGUUAAAACUUUGACCGUGGGAAACGUCAACACGCCCGUCAUGUGUCUGGGCCAGUCGCUUCAUUCAUUAGACAGCAGGUGUGUGUGGGCCGGCUGUGGGACUAAGAUCCUGUCCUUCACCGCCGAUUAUGACGUCUGCAGGACCAUCGACACAAGACCGAACCUCAUGUCUCAGUGAGUCUUAAUCAUGCAGGCAGACAAGGGAAAGUUCACUGCAAAACGACGAAUGGGUACUAUUUUCGUGUAGCUGGAUGAAGGUAUAACAGCACAGUUUUGUGUCUGUGUGUGUGCGUUUGUGUGUGUGCUCCUGCAGGCAGCAGUGGUCUUUGAGUAGCGAGUCAUGUGUGUCUCGAAUGGUUGUGGAUAAAAACAUUUACCUGAGCAAAGCCGGGGCAGCAACCGUGGAGGUUUGGGACAAGAGGAGCGAGAGGAUGGUGGACUGUAUCGACUGUGCUCAGAUCAUCAGGUAAUAAAACGCACACAGAGACAUGAUGGUGUACAAAUGAAGAAGUCAGUGUCGAUCUGUGUGAAUCUAAUGAUCAUCUGUUUGUUAAUUUAAGGAUUAUCCACAGUUAAGACAACAAUUUUCAUUGCACAACAUGAUUUAUGAAGCUAUAUUUAAUUUGUUUUGCAUUCAAACAUGAAUCUGGUUUAUAGCAGAUUUAUUUUGGUAACGCUGAGAACUUAAUGCUCCAGUGUGGAGUUUUUUAUGUUCGUGAAAUAGGCUAAAACUCGCACUGGAGCUUUUUCAUGAUAACCAAAGCAGACAAGACCACCAGCGACAAGUUUCAUUCAAUUCAGCCGACUCCUCUCCCUGCAGACACCACUCCGGCUGCAAGAGCAAGCAAGGCAGCGAGGCGGAGCUGCCCACCGAGGCGUCUCCCUCCUGGGCCAGAGUGAAAGCCCUGCUGGUGCAGAGCGCUGCAACUUUCUGGAUCGGCACUAGAGGGGGCCACCUGCUGCUGCUGGAGCUCUCCAAACACCAGACGCUGCAGGUCCUCGGCCCCAGCUGCAGCUCCAUCCGCUGCAUCACCUCUGCACUCAUAGGUGGGUACAAAAAUUUAAAUAAUCCCAGUUUGUUUUUUACUGUCAUAAAUAAACCGAUAGUGAACAGUUUUGGUAGUGAUUCCAGAUGUUUCCCUCAUGAUCAGAAACACUAAACUGGAAGAAUGUGGUCCUGGUUCUCGGCAGAAGACUCUCACAAGACAAGAACCAGUUUGGUAAGUUUGAUGGUUUAUUAUUUGUCCCACAUCUGGCUCUGUUUCGUUGGUCUCACAUGCGGCUUUGUCUGUGGUCCCAGACGAGGAGCCGGAGUCGGUGCUGAUGGUGUGGAACAGCACGCUGCCGAUGGAGGUCAGGGACCUGAGAAAACACUGCGAGAAGAGAGAGCAGAUCGCUGCCAAGAUGAGGGAGCAGCUGCACCACGUCUGAGCCCACACAUCUGACUGUACGUAAGAGUAAGAAUGGGGAAUACUUUUUUACACGUAUGAACAGCCUGUACGUUUUUUAAUGUGAUGCAUUUAACCAUCAAAAGGCAGCUGGAUUUGUUUUUUUUUUUGUCACCUCUUAAGGACAAGAGGAGCAAAGACUGUUUCAUCCACAGGGGGGCACCAAACCAAAAGUUCCUCACAGGAGCUUAAACAUUUCCCUCCCUGCUUUAUUUGAUAUUUACAUAUGCAGCGUCAGUGUCUAUCUUGUUUGAUAUUGAUGGUAAACACCCCAAACCAAGAAGCUGUGUGGACUGCAUAAUGUGUACACCUGCGUAUAUGUUUAUACUACAUCAUCCUGCAAACUGUGUGGCUGCAUAAUAACCAUGACAACCACAGUUUCUGUAAGUAGAAGCAUAUUUGACUUCUUUUAUCAUUUGCACUUCUGCACAUAAUCUGAAGAUAGGAUAGAAGUCACGCUGUCUGCACUUUGCUGCUUUCUUUUGUUGUCCUGGUUUAUUCACUUUUAACCCCUUAAUCACCCCAAAUACUUCUGUUUUAAUACACUGCAUAUACUUGUAUUUUUUCUCUGCAUUUUUGCUUUUAUUGUGAAGUGCAAGAAAGACAAAAACUGUAGGGAAUAGAGAGCAGAGGAAGACGUGCAGGAAAUGGUCAGUGGUCAAGGCUGCGACCCUGUGCUUCUGUAUUAGUGGGACAUACUUUCAUCAGUGACUGCCCACCAUUUUAUUAUACAUCCAGUUCUUUUUUGUCAUUUUUAUUUUAUAAUUUUGUCAUUUGGAGCACAAAUACUUUUCUAUAAUAUCUUGUUUUGAUGCUGUUUUUGUAACUUUUUAAUCAAACUUUUUUUUGGCAGACUGUUUGUGGAAAAGGGAUCAACUCUCCAGCAGAUGGAUGCAUCAGCAGCUCACACUGAAGGGGACGUUUUUACCUCAUUUUCUGACAGCCAUAUGAACUUUCCUCUCUGCACCGACAACUCAACACAUCAAUCGAGAUCCUCAUCUCCUCUUUUUGUUUCAGAGGUGGACCUUUUUAAAGCAGUGUGCUGUGAUACACAUGAUGAGGACAAUCUUUGUGAUUUAUGAAGAGAGACGUUCCUCCAAAAGGGACACAGAGGUCCUGAUUCAUGCUAUCAGGCCUGAGAGCGGUGCAGAUGUUCAGAGACCUCUGACUCCUGGUGAACGGUUGUUUACCCGCCGUUUUAGAGAAAAAACAAACAGGAGAAACUGGAAUGAAAGCCAAAGGAUAAAAAAAAGCUGUUUAAAUUGUAUAUUUUAUUAUUUAUUCUUCUUAUUUGUGUUUACUUGAGUGCAAAUUCACUCCACAGCCAAAUUUAGCACUUCUCAGAUGCUGCCUGCUCUGUACACAGUUUUUGUGACUGGUAUUUAUCAUGGUGAGUGAAUAUUAUUUCACAUUCUGCAAUGUACGUUUAUUUUGUUUUUAGAGAACCAUUUUCAAAAAGAAAAUGUGACCCGGGUGAAAUGAAGUGUCAUUUUUUUUUUAAGUAAAAUGAUUGAAAUGAGAGUUUUAGUGAUUUCAUUCACAUUUGGAUACUUCUACUUACCAGUGUGGACUUACGUUUUGAUGUUUGCACAUCGUUUUGGCGUUCUCUGUCUUUUUGAAGGUAUUUGUUUAAGUUAAAAACCUGCAAUUUGGCCAAAAUAAGGAAAAAAACACACCAACCAAACAUGAUUUUCAGGUUCUGGACCAUGUUUGAUCUUUAAUCUUGACGGGAAAAAAAAGACAUUGCAUCUGAAGCCAUUUUAUGGAAAAAAAAUAUUUACAGGGAGGACUCAGUCCUCACAAACAUUGACAGAGCACAUUAGUAAAAAAACAAAGACACGAGAGUUAAGGGUUUGCAGUACCUCUGAACCUUAAAAACAUGAUGUUCUGAUAUCCAAACUAUCAAGAUAAAUAUAUUUAUAAUAUUUAUAUUAUAUUUACAGAAUACCUUAAAUAUACAACGUCUGUCAUGUAUUCUAUAAACAAAUAUAAACUACUUAGGCACACUUUUAUCGCAGACAAUCAUGGGACUGGUUUUCAAAGGCCGUCCUCUCUCUGUUUGAACUCAGUUGACCUGAACUCUCUUGCAUCUUUAGGCUAUCCAGAGUGGCUACACUGCUAAUAAUCUUAGUACUUGUUGGCCAGCAGUUAGGUUAGUCAUAAUGUACACAAGAUACAGUUUUUACACAGCAGGACUCAAGACUGGCAUGAUUGACACCAUCCACAGACACAGUAACAGCACCAACUCCCGCCUCUGGACCCCCUUAAAGUCCCACUCCGAUUUUUUUUUUUUUUCACGACUCAAAGUGUUCUCAGUGGUCAAAUUGUGAUUUUUACGUUUUUAGCCAAAGUCGCGUUACCUGUGUCAUUUUUAAGGGCUCUUCUUCUGCAGAGCUCCAGUAGAUCAUUAGCAAUUUGCUUCUGAGUCGUGGGGGGAGACAGCGCUGCUCUGCACACUCUUAUUCACACUAGCUUGUAGCCUAACAUUGCUGGUGAAGUAGAAGUGGCAGGUAACACAGAAGCUAUUCAGCUCUCAGACACUAAUGUCUUUGGGGACAUGAUGAAAACUAACAUCAUCAUUAGCUUUCUAAUGAGCAUUGCAAUCGGCUAACGCACACAGGUGUUCUGCGAUCAUCCUCUCUACUUCUCCAAGUCUGGCCUGCAUAGCAGGGCUUUGGGGGCGGAGCUUGGAAUUGUGACAUAGGAAAUCUCACUGUAUCUGAACCUGCAGUUUGGGUCUGUGAGAGAUUCACAGUGAUUCCAACACAGAAACACUCAGAAUUACAAUUUCACACCUAUUUUUCUCAUGGUUUGUCAUGUAGCAUCAAAAAAAUGCCAUAUGAACAUGUAAAAAACAAGAAAAACAUAAUUCUCAUCGGAGUGGGUCUUUAACCCUCUCUGGUUUGCUCCCCUCUCUGCAGAUUUUUGUUCAAGUCGGCUCGGUGGUGCCCCCACCUUAUUGCUUACACUUCUUCUCCAAUCUGCAAAGAGGAGGGAGCAAAAGACGGAGGGAGAAGGAGGUAGAGGAGAGUUUGGGACACAGUCGGGCAAACGAGCAAGGGGUAAGACAAGGAUGACGAUAAUUCCCACACUUUAUUCUUUUUUUUACUGUAGACUGUCAGCUAAGGUUCAGAGAUGACAAAUAAGAGAGCAGCUACAAUAUCUACAAGGAAUAUACAGUACAAGUGAAAUAUACAUUGAUGUAACAGCCAACUAAACGCACGCAGAGGGGUGGAGGGGAGGGAAGGCCAGCCGGUAUGGCCGGGCAGGGCUUACUUUUCAGUCAGUCUAUAAGUCCGACUCGGGCAUAUCCGGCAUGUCGGCCAUCAGGUAACCGAUGCCGUAACGACCGUUAGGAGCGGUGUCAGCAUCAGGACCACCACCGUUGCUCUGCUUGCGGUAGAUGCUGUUCCCUGGCAUGGGUGAGGGCGCCUCGCUGGGGGACUUGCCUUGGAUCAGGCUGGCGUCGUCGUCCUCCCCGGGCCGGGCGCUCUCCUUGAUGAUGCGGCCCUUCUUGUAGGAGACAGUGGAAAGGCCGCUAGUGUUUUCAUCAAUGAUGUUAAAGUAGCGCAAGCCGAAGACCACGGGCACGGGCAUGACGGCCAUCACCACCAGGGAGAUGCAGACCACGAUGCCCCAUGGAGGGAAACCCAUACUCUGCUCUUUGGCCUGGAUGACAAAAAACAGAGGCGGUCAGAUAAGCUUUUUAUUUUCUACUGAUGGUUAUCGUAAAUUUGAAUGUUAGGAAUGCAGGCCCUGAAGUGUCUGCAGUACUGAGAGGGGUUAGUUAACCCUCAAGGUAGUGAGGCAUCUCAUCUUGUGACCAGUUUAUACAGUCUGUGGUGCUCUAAACAAAAGCACGAGUCAUGAAAGGUGAGGAUGUUCCUUUAAAUGACCUCCCUGUUUACUUCCAGACCAGCAUUAUACAGAUUUUCUUUUUCCUGAUUUAAGAACUGUUCUUGAGCUGUAUUAUAAGAAAAAUAAUGACCAAUCACUUUUGGAAAAUCCUUGUUACAGUACAGAUUAGUCCAACUGUAGUUUAACCUAAUUAGUAACCCUGAGGACUUUAGAAGUGUUAGCCUCCCUGUACAGAUUCAGAAGUACGUUUUAGCACAUUUCGUUCUGUUUGGCCUUGGCUCUUCCUAUUGGAGCUUUUAAAUGACCAGCUUCUCGUGAUAUUAUGAAACAGGUGUUCAAAUAGUCUCUACGGUAGACCCCACAUCCUAUUGUUUGCCCAAAGGAUGCAGAUCUAAUCAUUUGUCUGUGAAAAUGUAGCCUUUCCCCCCAUUUUUUUUGGACAUUUCAACAUCACUUUGAACCCUUUGAAGUUGCUUUGUACUUCUUCCAGAUUUUGUAACAAAUAGGAGAAUUUCCACCCACAUUGAACUCUGGUCCCCAAAGAGACGAGCCGUAGACGUUUACUCACCUCUUCCUGUAUCCAGGCACUGUAACUCGGGGGAGUCAUGAUCAGCUGGACGAAGCUGGAGCCCAGGAGAAGCAGCAGCAGGAUGGGCGUGAUGUACUUCCACAUGUAAUAGUAGAAAAGGUACGGGGUAAAGCCCAGCAUGUCCUUCAGGUCUUCAAAGAAUCUGAGGGGAGUGGUGGUAAGGUGAGGGAGGGGGGUGAACACAGAGCGACACAGCAAGAGGUGAGAUCAGAUGUUUAUGAUGAAGUAUUCACAAUUGUUUCAUAACUCCCCUAUCUAACCUCAGUGGCCUUUGUGUGCUAUUUAUAUGGCUUUUAUUUAAAGUAUCUCAUUCAAACAAAAUACUGAAUCAAUGGGUGCUACAAUAGAAGCAUUAUGAUAUAGGGAUCACAGUGUGUAGUAAAUUAAGUAUAUAAAUACGCCUCAAAUGCAGACAGAGCAAGGUCAUGCCAGGUAAACUCAGCUGAGGGAUAUGAGAUAUGUUUAAGUAAGUUUUUUUUGUGCAACAUAUAAUGAAAAAAGACCAAAUAGUGCAUUUCCUAUUGAUCUCAUAACCCAAAGCAAUCGUCAUGUGGGAUAUUUACAAGUUUUAUUUUGUUUUAAUCCUUCGAAUGAUGAGUAAUUCUAAAAAAGUUUGUCUCUAUGCAGAUGAUACUGUUGUGUACUUUACUAUUAGUCCCAUGCAACUGUCACCAUCUAAGAGUUAGACCACCUGUGUUAAAGGUCUAAUACACUUUGUUGAAUUCCACCCCCCAAAAGUUCUCAGAUACGCAGAUGAUACUAAUGUUGCUCUGACAUUGACGCCAAAUGUUGAGUUAUAGUCACUUUUACUCUGUUUUGUCACCUAAAAAAUAACAGAAAUUUACAAAAAUUUCCAUUGAUAUGCAGAUGACAACAUAGUGUUUUUAUCAGUUGCAUAAACCCAGACAAUUGCCAGUACCAAGGUGGAAGUUAAACGAUACCAGUUUAAGAACAAUCUGUUAGAUUUUAUGCUUUAACUCAUGAGAAAUUAUUUGAAAGUUUGUCUAUAUGCAGAUGAUACUGUGAUAAAAAUUGUAUGAAACCAAAUAAUUUCCAUCAUUACAGCAUUAGACUUCACACACCUGGGAUGUGAGACAAAUUUUUACUUUGUUUUGAUGCUGAAAAUAAGCAAUCAAAAAAUCCUAAUCAAUAUGCAGACAAUUCUGUGGUGUAUUUAUCCAUUCAGGAAACUCAAGCAACUGCCGCAAUAGAUGAGUCAGACCAUAAUAGACUUAGACCUAAACAGAGUAAUUCUUUACAAAGAACUGUCAAUAUGCUGAUAAUUCUGUGAUGUACUCACUUAUCAAUCCCGUAGACCCAGGCCACUGCCACAUUCUCCAGUACAACCACUAUGAGCAGAGGCAAAGUAGCUGAGUAGUCAUCAAACAUGGCCACAUAGUAGUUCCCUGAGCGCUGAACAAACAGGAGACCAAUGGAGAAGGCCAACACGCAGCAUCCCACUGCAGAGGAGGAGCAGGUUAGUUACUGUGCACGCUGGUAAAUGUGGUAUAAUAAGAAUGUCAACAAAGCACAGACGGGAUACAUUGCAGUGUUGUUUCUGUUUACAAUUACCUAAUUUAAAUGCAGCAAGGACAGAUGUCUAAGGAUUAUGCUCAGCAAAGCUAAUCUCAAGGUUCACCAUAUGCAAAGCCUGCAGAGCACCUUUUUGCAAUCAAGCAUCCACCUGCUUUUGCAAGAUAUCUUACCAAUACUUCCUUCAAGUAUCUGCCCUGACAGAAUUAGUCUGGACAUUCAUCAUCCAUAUUUGCACUAUCCUUAUCGAGAACAACUUUAGAUAACCAGCUCAGGAACAAAAGUGUUUAUCUUGCUGAAUACAUUUACAUAACAAUCCAAACUGUGGUCAUUCAACCUUUUCUAUUAGGUUUAAGUCAAUAUUUAUGACAGAAGUUUGGUGUUUUCUUUGUAAUAAUCUGAGGUUUCUCAAACCUGUAAGAAACUCCUUGCGGACUUUGAACGUGUCUAUCAGCGGAGUGAGGAUGCCCUCAAUGGUGCCGAACAUGCUACCCAGGCCGAGGUUAACCAGCAUGAGAAAGAACAUGACGGACCAGAAGGGCGAGGCUGGAAAGUGAGUCAUGGCCUCAGUGAAGGCGAUGAAAGCCAGACCUGUGCCUUGGACAGCCUGUUUGAGAGACAAAGAGAAAAAAGGUUCAGAAUUAUCUAACUACAGCAGAUUAACAGCCUUAAAACUGAACAGCGCAGCAAGGAAAACGUGAACACUCAAAUAUUAAAAUAUUACAAGUAUGUUUGCUUCAGACAACUGAAUUGAAGAUCGUUAUUACUAAAAAGCCGAUAAAACACAAGACUCUAGUUCUGGUACCUUAUUGAGCUCCUCCUCAAUGCUGCAGGGAUCCAGUCCCAGCUUAGGAAAGUCGUCCUCCUUCACCAUCUUGAUGACCCUGAACAUUUCAGCAUAGUCCUCAUUGCUGACCUGGCUGGGCUGAGUGAGGUUGAUGUGGUGGGGGAUCAGGCUUCCUUCAAUGCCGUUCCCCAACAACGUCACAAUCUUGUUUGUGUUUCUAAAAAAGCAACCAGGAGUUAUUGAUGGUUAGCAACUGCUGCAAACUGUGUCAGAGGUUCCAGCAACAGUGGAAGACUUGACUUGAGAUUCAUGAUAUUUUGGGAUUGUACAAAACAGAAAGCUGUUGAACACAACCUAUUUAACAUUACUAAAUAUAGGAUCCCAACAUUGCUAACAAUAGCAGAGCUUGCACCCCAAGAAAAACACGAAUAUACCGUAAUGUUUCUAAAAGUCUACUCUCGCUAUCUAACGAAUACUGUACUACAGCAUCCUUUUCCUGUCUAGAGGUAGACAUAAUCAUCUUCUCAUUGUGGGCGUCUGUCACACCUGAACUUCUCGACCUGCUCUGCGAUGUCUACAGGAAACUCUAUUAAUACCGUCAUGUGAGUGGAAGCUUAUACUCACAGAGAGACACACUUGCUGAUCAUGAUGUUGGCUUUGAAACCAAGAACAGCAAACACCACCAGGGUGGCCAGCACAGAGGUGAAGAAGUUGAUGAACGACACCAAGACGGCGUCGAAGUGGCAGUUGUUGUCCCUCUUGUUGUAGCUGGAGAAGGCGAUGACGCCGCCGAAGCCGAGGCCGAGGGCGAAGAAGACCUGUGUGGCAGCUUCUCGCCAAACCUUUGGCUCCAACAUGAUCCCCAACUGGAAGGAUAACACAUCAUGAGUGAUUAUUCCCCAACUGUGUAAAAGACUUGAUUCUUAUUAGUCAAAACCCCAAAACAACGGUGAUGGAGUCUCAACAACAAAAGAAACACCAGGGAGAAACUAAUGAUUCAUGUCAUAUCAAAUCAAUCUACAGUGUGACAGUGUUACAGCUUCAGUUGCCUGUUGACACUGUGGUAAAAACACUGAUCCUCUUUUCAGAUUGGUCUUGAGAGUUGCGAAAGAACAAUCUGUGGAGCUAUGGGGCCCGAUCCCUUAUUCCUUCUUGCGUUCCCACUUAAGUUCCUUUUUUCUUACAGCGAAGACAUUUUUCUGUUGCUGAUAUCUUUUUCACUUCUUAGCUGAUUGUAACGUAUCGUGGAUUUGGACAUAACAAAUCACUGGAACUGCACUUUUUGUUAGAUAGAAGAGCUUUUUAGCUGUUUUUCUACUUUUUUAAGGCUACACCAGCGCUACAUGACGCGACCUGUGACGCAAGUAGGCUGAUCAGAACCCAUUGCCAUGGAAGCAUUAGUGAUCUUUAUACCAACAUUGGCCAGGAAAUAAGAGGAAUGACGUCAAGUGAUUAGGGGUAAUGCAAAUUAGACUGCCAAAGGGGUCUUGCUCACCCUUUCUGGAUCCUAAUUUCAGAUUAGGAUGGAUUAAAAAUUUCUGGAUCAAAUGGAAUCUAAUUAAAUCAUGCUGAAUCGAAUUAAUUCAUAUCCAUCAAGGACUGCAGAUGGGAUUCAACCCCUCCAGUUUCCACCACCACCUGUUUAAUUUUUCCCUCUAAUGCCAAACAGUCCAUGAAAUUGACUAAAAAUCGAAUAUUCCACUGGAGGAAAAAGAAAACCCAGAUUUCAUUGCACCAUCUCGCCAGAUGACAGCUGGCGUCUUGACAGCCUCCUUUUGUUUUACAGCGAUCUCAAACAGAGCAGAGCACAUGCAGCGGGACUUUGAAGUCUUGCAGGUACAGAAGGAGAAGAUGGAGGCACAGCGCGUCUUUUGAAGUCUUAAGAUGUCAACCGUCAAGGCUGAGCAGACGCAUGAUCCAGACAGACGGUCAGACUCUGCUGUGACUGAACGUCUUCUCGGCUGGUUGGUUACAUAAGGCCUCAGUAACUCCGGCAGUUUCCAUGGUGACAUGAUUCCGCAGCCUGAGGUGUCAUUGGCUAAGGAGCCGGCCAAUCACGGAGCAGAUUUAAUUUUUGAGUUCAGAAUCAGUUCACUUUUUUUUUUUUCAACAGUCUGAGGAUUCAGUUUAACUGCAGCUGGAUGGAAAUGCACUGAGUCUGGAUGUGAACUCUACAUGUCUGAGAAAGAGCUUUAAAAAAAAGUAAAAGAGAAAACAAAUGAGGUGCGAAACAUAUUUCCACUCUGGAAUAAUAAAACCCACUCUUGUCACUGGUUUUGUUCGACACCACACAUUAAUACCUCCAAUUUCCUGCAUUAACACUUGUGAGAAACAGCUGCUUGAGUUGAGAGCUGUGUUACCUUGGGUGUAAACAUGUGCCGAAUCCCAUCCAUGGAGCCCUCCAGGAGUAGAGACCGCACCAGGAAGCAAAACAGCACGACAUACGGGAACAGGGAGCUGAAGUACAUCACCUGCAAGAGAGUGAAAUGUCCUGUUUACACGCAGCAAGCACCAGUAAAACAAUCAUGGCGUGUUUUCCUCAAAAGCUGCUCAAAAGGAUGGGUCCCAUAUUUGAAAUGAUAAUUCAAGCCAAAGCAAGGAUGUGGACUUGUGCUGGGCCUUUAGCCGCUUUGCUAGCAGCUAAUGUUUGUGGAUUCCAAGUCAGCAUCAAGUGGACACCCAAGUAGCUGCAGUUUUAGUGCAUUCAGACUGCUACUUGCUUCAACCCAAGAACAAUUAAGUCUUAAUGACAGUCACCUCCCGGAUGUUGCUUAAUAGGGGAAGACAACCAGCAAUAAGGAGCAUCAUCACCACCUACUGCCCUGGAGUAUGAAUAAACUACUCUUCAACUACGUGUGCACUCCACCCUACAAGGAUUAAUCUUUUAAAGUAAAGGUGCAGGAAUAGUUUUUGCCACAUUUUUUAAGAGAUUCAUUUGCAACAUCUUGAAUCAAACUCCUACAAGCUCCUCCUUGUUUUCUAUCACUGCCUGUCCCUCGAUCCAAAGACACCUUAAACCUAACAUUUAUUUGAAGUCCACUAUGCGCUCUUUUCUGAUUUCUUUUAAUGCCCACUUGACAACCUGUGUUAAUGCCUACGUGAUGGCUCAGAGUACCCCAAAAAGGUUGUAUAAUUGGCAUCAGCAGGGUCCCAGGCCUGAUCUGGUAGAGCCACCGAGCCUGUGCGAGACCCUUUGUCCAAUUAUCUUGCUAAUCAGACAGUGGGCCUCUCAUUUUUUUCUCUCCCUCUCUGAGUAGACGAGGUAAUUCUUUAAGGGGCGAGAGGCCUGACUCAGAAGGCUACACCAUGACACAAUGCUUUACAGAGCUGGCGGUGUGGUUUGGGUGCAGGCAUUGAGAGAUGGUUUGGGGUCGAGUCAUAAGCUUGGUUAGUGUGAUUCAUAGACGUUGAGUCUCUUACAUGGUGGUCCAUAUGUUGCCUUAUAGAAGACUCUGUAAUGUAGCUUUGUCCUUUUGUAAUGUACAGGUUGUGAAAGCUGAACAGGUUCCUCAGAGCUCCACAGGGAAAAUCCCCACUGUGGUUUACAAAGACAUAAAUGUUUGAAAUGAACACCCAUGGCAGCAUUUUCAGCAGGGGUGGCCUGGGAUGGAUGGGCUCCACGCAACCUAAUUGGUUCUCCAAGGUACCGCCCCAGAAUCCUUCACGGUGAUCGGCUAUUUGAUAAGUCAGCACACUGACUGUAUAAACCAUGGAUGGAGCCUCAGUGAUGUCACCCACUGGUUUCUGUAAAGGUGUUAUAGAGCCAAGAGGUGGUGGUUGUCAUAGCAUCAAUCAGCUGCAAUCUGCCUGUCUUGUUUCACAAAUUAGCCACACCCCUUGAAAUGCCUAGGUAUGUGAAACUCCCAGCUGUGAUAUCACCAAAACCAGAGUCAUAAAAAAGGAUUAUAUACAAAUAUACAGGUGAAGCCAGGCCCUAGUGGACACUUGGGGAACUGCAGCUUUUUACACUUUGGUUUCUUAUUGCACCAUUCAAGAUUAUUUCUUAUAUAAUCAUAUCAACUUGUGAUGAAACGUACUUUUGUGCCUUUGUUGCUUCAGGCUGCUUGUAAAUUUUCACAUUUCAAAAGAGCAUUCUUUUAUCUGGUCCUUUGAGCCCUGAUGUCGGAGUUUGAUCUUUAUUUAGAGUCCUGAUACAAAGUAACUCAGCAAGGAAGACGUGUAUUUUACUGCUAUUUACCUUUUAAAACGAGCUUAAACUUUUACCAGGGAUAAUAAAAUAUGAAUUUAAAGGUUAAAAUCUGGAUUUUAAAGUCACUUGAAGUGCCAGAAUUGGGGUUAGCCUCACUGUAUCCCGGUUUCGCACCUCUAAAGUCUUUUAGGGUUUUAUAUAUUUUUCAGUUUAUAUCUUAUUUUUUGCUGUAUUCAUGUAUCUUACUUUGACUCGUUUUAAAUGUCCACUGCACAGCCCUGUUGGUGUGCCACCCUAGAGUCCCUGUCCUUGUUUAAAUGGUGGAUUAUUUAUCUUUAUGCCCUACUUGAUACCAUUCUUGUAUUUUUGACGCCAGCUGCAGAUAACUGAUGAUAAACUUGAACUUGAAAAAUUUGUAAAUAAAUCCUCAGAUCUGUGCACGCAGACAUACAUUACUAAUGUAAGUCGGCACCCAAGUUGGCCCCUUUUCCAGCACUGUGCCCUCUUUUAAGGACACCAUCAUGGCCUUGGUCAGCACAAAGCCAGACAGGCGGCUAUCCUUUGUGAUAAGCAUUUAUCUCCUCCUUUGUGAGCUCUGUCUUAUUCUCUAUCAAAGGAGAGAAUAAAAGACUAUGUGUGACGGCAGAUAACAUGUGCUGCCUGCAAAGGUCGCGCUCUGAGAGAUGCUCUGUUAUCUUUGAGCCUUGAUAGAAGAAGUCAGUUUCUCGUGAUGACAGUCAGACGUGUUAUUGUUGACGAUAUAUCUCAAAGUUACAGUUAUUAUUUGACUUGAUACUAACAGCAGAGUAUGAACUUGAUAAUUUCAAUCCCAUCCUCCACCUCUUCUUUUCUGACACACUCCUGAAUGAUCAGACCGGGUCAAACGAGGACAUAUAACCAGAUUUUCAACCUAGCAGUGAACAUAAUGUCUAAUUUGACAUAAUUUGAUGCUUUAAUUGGCACUUGGCAACUUUGCACUUGAAUUUCAUCAUUUUGAUCGCCCCUCUCCCUCCUCCUCUUCUUGACACACUCUUGACAAUAAAGCCAAGCCAAAAGAGCGGGUAUAACCAUGGUAACCAAAAUGGUCUGAUCCCUUUCACGCCCACCCACGCACACACAAAACCGGGAGAGAAAUGCAGAUCGCUGUAGGGAUAUUCUUCAGGGGGGAAAAAAGCCUUUUGUGAACAUGGAUGGAGAGGGCAUUAAUAUUCUUUUGUGCCGCACAGUGCCGACUAAACUUCAAAGACGCUUCGGGCUGGCCCCUUCCUCGAGAAGUUCGUGCCCAUUUCUACUGUGGCCAACUCAAAAGGCCAACCAGACUCUCCAGGUAGUCAGAGGCAGACCAUCUGGCAGAAACUGUACCGUUAACCAGCAGCUUGGGUGGCUCCUUUUUUCUUUAACGAUUUCUUUGUUUUAGCGAGUACAGUAUAUCUAUGGUUGGAUUUGAACCUCCUCUCUGCUAACCCUCGAAUUGUGGUAGUGGUUGUGACAGUGAUUGUGGUUAUCAGUGACAUUUCUUGCCAGGCAGCAGCUUGCGGCUGGCAGGGGAAAUGAGACUGUCUAGCGCUGCAAAGCUUUUGUGGCACAGGCCAAGAUUAAAGCACCUCUGUUGUUCAAGGCGUCCAUCUUGUUUUGUCUGCAGCUGUUGCAUGAAAGACCGAGUCUGGACGGAGUCGAGCGAACAGCAGACAGCUGCUGGGAUAAGACUCGAGCAAAGGAGUGCAUCUGGAGAGGCGGGAAAACAGUUUUGGCUGGUGACCACCCUGUUCCUGCUUCAACAAGUGAUGCAAUCUCUUUGUUUCAAGUAAAGCUGACGCAGAAGUGAAGUAGACCUGCAUUCUUUCAAAUGACCAGUAGGUGACUACAGUGGCUGAAAAAAAGCAAUUAUACUUCUGAAGUUCACUCUAAAUAUUGUAAGUUUUAAGAGUUUCCAUUACAGAUUAAGGCUUGGGUUUUUGACCCGUAUGAAAUAGACUGAAACUCAUAUCGACAAACAAGACCAUCAGCAGCAACAGUGAAGAUUUCUAGACAGUAGUUUUAAAACCUAAUACUAGUGUGAGGGGGUAGGUGUCAGCCGUACAGCAGAGGAAUAGUGAUUAGUGUCGUUUUAGAGACCCAACCCAACAUAGCAGGUUUGGUCUUUCCAAAAGAUUAGUCUUUAAAAGGGGGGUCGUUUUAAAGUCGCAGUCGUCUUAUACUCGUGUCAUUAUAAAAACUUACAUUUAUAUUUAUUUAUAUUUAUAUUUAAGCUUUUUGUCUUUGCUAAAUUCAGUAGAAAUGGAGGAGAAUCUUCUACAAUACUGUAGUAUUGAGAGAGUACUUUUAUUUAGAGUAGUAGAUACCAUGAUAAAGAAGUGACAAAUCUACAUGGUGACAACCGGCUGCAGGCUUCAGGAGGGGAAAAAUAAAAAUAAAUGGUUUAUGAAAAGUUUCAGUUUAUUCUAAAAGGUUUUGGCUCAAUUACCAAGACUUGUUUCAUUUGGUUAGCUAAAAAAAAGUCUUCUAGAAGUUACUCAGUAGCAGAAAAAUAAAAUUCAUCCAUACUGUAUUAAUCUUGACCCCAAAGCGGCUGGGUUAAUACCAAAAUCAAAUGACUCCCCCAUCAAAGCUUGCUUUCUAGGAAGAUUAAAAAGUUGAAACCAUUUUUUCCAAUUAGCGCAGGCUUGACUGUGACCUUAGAAGCACACUGAGGCUAAUGCCUGUCAUAUGAUAUGGGAAAGUGUGAAAUGAUAGAGAUCACCUGUAAAAAGAGAGGAGUGGGGUGAGUACGCAGGCAAACGGCAACCUUUUGGCAAAUGGGCUAAUCUCUUCCGGAUGCUAGUCACGCUACUGUCAGCUUUACAGCUCUUAAAAAGACUAAAUCCCACUCAAGAUCACAUGAGGUCUCAGGCUUGUAUCUGAAGCUAUAUCAUUAGAAAAAAUUGUCAAGUCAUAUUACAGUGGUCACUUCACUGUGCCUUUAAACCAGGUACCACUCCAGCUGCACUCCAUAAGCCCCUGCAUUAAAAGUGAGCUAAUUAGGUGUGAGAGGAUUUCCAUCUUGGCCAGAAAUGGCCCCUUGUUCCUGUCACGGUUUCCUAUUUUUCAGGGUAUAGAAGUUGUGUUUGUGUAGUUAAAUAGGCCAAGCUGCUAACAUUUCCUCUCUGAAACAUAUUAUCCCCCACAGACGUUUGAUAAGAUAUUGAUAUGAUAGCAGACUGUUGUCCUGACUCAAAGGACACAGUUAUCGUAUCACUCGCACCAAAUACUGAUUUUUCAAAGCUGAAGGUCCUAAGGAAAAAAAACAUUUUCGUUGCCUGUUUAUUCUGAAUAUAUCUAAAUCUUUCUGCGGGCUAGCAUGUGGAAGCAGAAAAGCAUCUGCGUCAUGCCUCCUGUGACGGUGUAAUGACAGGAGUGUCAUACAAAACCACUCCCACUCUCACUCCUCAAGCAUUCCUGCCUUCUUCUAUGCUAUUGCAGUUUUCUUCGGUGUUGCAGAUCAAGAUGUCAAAGGGUUGAAUAAGACGACAUGGAAGACAUGCCAUCUGUAAGCCACAUUAUUAUUGUGAAAUGUUUAUAUUGUUCUUCUGGAGAGCUCGCCAAGAUUGGUUUGGUGUUUUUCCGUCUCUGCAUCUGUCUGCACCAGGUUUCCCCUUACCCCUCAGACAACAUUAAAGCAGCGGGCAAAAGCAGCUUGCGCAAAAAUAAAUUCUAACAGGAAAUCAUGUCAUCCUUACCUUCCCGGAUGACUGGAUUCCCUUGAUCAUGGCCAAGCAAACCAUAGACCAGGCAGCCAGCAGGCACACCGUCAUCUUCCAGUUGAGUCCCCCACCCUCACUGAUGCUGUCAGAGAUGUUGAGUGCCUCACGAUACCAGUAGUAAGUGGUGGCCGAGCUCUUCUCACAUUCUGGCUCCACAUCUUGAAACAAAAUUGCAGAAUUUACAUUUUAGUCUUGUUUCGCACCUCUGUGGUUAUUUUUGCUGAUGAACUUUUACACGCUCAGAAUCUUACAUGUACUGGUCUUGUUCUUGACGAGAGGACACUCAUGCCAUGGCAGAGGCUGCUGGAAGGACUGGGAGAAAUAAAACAGGCUCCAGCUGAUGAUGACAUUGUAGUAGAGAGCCACAAAGAAGCACACCUAUGGACAAGAGAGGCAAAUUAACUUCAGACACACAAAGAAACAAGAUAGACAGAUCACAGCAAAGCACCAACAUCGUAUCAGUGUAACUAACAAUGGUGGAUGAGUCACUUUGUUUUCGUAUUUUCUCAAAUUUUAGAAAUCGAUUGUAUUUUUUUGUCUGGCAGUUAUAUAAAACAUAAUGGUGUUAAUCAAACAAGGUCAACACGCCUUCUUAUGUGGAGUUCUUUUAAAGGAAUCAGCUGUAUGAUCGUUUUGAAAUGCGAAAUCAAAAUAAACACAAUAGAAAAUCUGCUCUCAUGAUGGCCUUUUCAAAAACUUUAAAAAGUAUUAGCCAUGAAUGAACCCAAGAAAGAGAAAUGACUGAGAUGCAGAGGUGUCAAGUCAUUUGGUUGUAUAAACACACAUUUUGUCCUACAGUGCAAACAGAGGACUCUCACUUUGCUUUUACUAAGUGGGGACCUAUGUUUUGAGGUUGUUUUGUACCUUCAAAAAUAAGGUAAAACAUUUACUUUCUCUGUGUUUUACAAACUUUUUACAAUAAUUAGUUAUAGGGGACCUUUAACACUGUGUUAACCUUUACUUUCCGUCUAUCAGCAAUGUUAUUUUACUGUCCUUGAUAUCACUAUGUUGUUGUGAAAUCCCCUUACUUGUCCCUCUCUGUAGGUCAUACGAGGGUUAUAUAAACCCCAAAUGUCAAACUCACCACACAACUGGCGAAGCCGAUGCCCCCCAGCCGAGGGCUGAUGUAGUUCCACACCCCGAUGCUGCCCCUGCGGAUACGCUGUCCCACUGCAAGCUCCAAGAAGAACAGCGGGAUGCCGAUCAGUAUCAGCAGGAUGAGAUAGGGCACCAGGUACGCUCCUACCAGUCAAAACAACACAGACAAUAGAGCCAAAUUACAGACAUGUAUAGAAGAGGCGUCAUAACAUCAGAUAAUUAUAGAGCCGCACAGUUUCAGUUUCUAGAUAAAAAACAUUUCCUUGUUUUUAAUCUCUUUAUGAGCCACAUGCUCUCACACACAAACACAACUAACCCUCGUAAACUUUAACCCUUUUACGACGGCUCUGUCGUCGGCGACAGAAAAUGACAUGCUGCACUUUUAGUACCGUAAUUCUUGAACCAUUUGCGCUAUCAACAUAAUUCCAAC